GGGAGUGAGUGAGUGAAGAGAGAGGGACUGGGAGUGUUGUGUGAAAAGAGUGCAGGCCAACGAGCGAGACAAAAGAGGCUGCGGCUGCAUUGAAUGUGCCGGCGGUGUGUCCGUCUCUGAAGCCACAAGCUAACCACAUUUCCCCCCUUCUCCCUCGGCCUUUACGCUACAGGCGGCGGAGAAAUAUCGGAGAGGGAAACCAUUCGAGAUAUUGUAGAGGCUGGAAGCGCGAAGUUGAGGACUUGGGACAGAAAGCUCCCCUAGCUUCGGACGGACGGUGUGUUUCUUCUCUCCUCUCCCCCGUCCUUACUGCACGUCGAGCGCGGUGCGGUUUUGUGGGGCUGGAGAUAUCACCCAGAACAAAGGAGUCUUGAAGCAAGGAAUGAACGAGCCGAGACUAGCUUUGCCAUUACCUUUGAAAGCGGGCCAAAUGCCUCUCUGAGACCAACAAUAGUACAUCGGCUGCUCGUAUUUCUCGACGAAGCUUUCCGCCCAGAAAGAGAGAAAGAGGAAGGACAAAAAAAAAACGCACACGGAGACACAUAAAGUCGGCGGCUACAAUGUUUCCUCAGAACCGACCACCGGUAAGUAGGCUACGUUGCUAUGUAACCGUCUGCACGCGAUGUUAUUGUUUUAUAUUUUAAGCCUCCAUUAAAAACGUGACUUACAAUGACCACCCUCAUUUAACCUCACUGGACAUCAUUAACAAAAGUCUUAACCUAGAUGGUGUCUGGUUGCAAACCUGGAUAGUGUAUGUCAUCCUUACAGAGCAUUUCCGGGGACUCAAUUGUGGGAAAAUGUCCUGAAAUGCUCAUUUUUUUCCUCAUAUGAACGCCCAGCUUUAUCUCUAUGGCAUGACGGUCAGGCGUGUUGCUGUCAGCAGGGGUUCAGUGUGAAAGAAACCCUCUUAUAACAGCUCCCAACUUUGCUGAGUAUUUUAUUUUCUUAAUGUGUGAAUCUCAUGUCCUUGGUGGCCACCACGAGUUCACUUAACAUGGAGUCUCCCUCUAUUUCCAUAACGUUGUGGAGUUGACCCAGAUGAUGAAGUGAGUGUUUGUUUCUCCCUUCCCCACAAGAGAGAAAGAGGGUGAGAGAGGGGUGAGUCAACUUGGCUUGUUGACACCUCCACUCAAUGGUGUGCCCUUCUCAAGUGCCACUCAUUAAAAAAAUCUGCUUUUGUUUUUAACUUCUAUUCAGUCAGGAUCCCCCUCCUCUGAUUUACUGAUUUUAAGAAUUGUGUCAAGGAGGUGAGCCUUCUUCAAAAAGCUAACUACCAUUGCCAGAUGUCCCCCGAUAGAUGCUACUAAUGUGAUUGUAAAGACAAAAUAAGAAAUUGGCACACUCUUUGUUUUGAGACUCUGUGAGGGUUAGCAGUGAUAUUCAUGCUGCCUGGCUUUGAUUUGUUUUAGUCAAGAUAGGUGGAGAGCUUUUGAGCCAACUGAAAUACAUAAACACUGGUCCUCCAGCUGUGUGAAGUAUCAAUUAAGACCUGCUCAUUUGCCUAACCCUCAUCUACAUCCUUCAAUCAUGCCACCCUGCACCCCACCCCUGUUUUUUCACAUUCAUGUCCAAUGCAUUAACACCAGAUUAAGCACAUUGUGAAUUAUGAGUCCAUGCAAAUGUGCGUGUUCAAGUGACUUAAAUCUUCCCACAAAUUCAUUAAAAAGAAAAGAGUUUUACAUUAUUUGCAUUGUAACCUUAUUAUCUUUUUUUUUAAGUAUUAAAGAGAUCCGAUGAGUCCCCUUUAACCACACACACAAACAUCACACACGCUCACACCAACAGCUGUGUAUGUAGUGGAUCUGACUGCAGGAAGGCAGGGCAGGAGGCAGACUGUGGCUCUGUGGUUUGCAGUGUAAACCCAAUCCCUCUCAUCCAGCCUCUCUUCACUGUGUUCCUGUGAGAGCUCCAAACCACAUCUUAAUGUAUGGGCAGGCGUCCCAGGGCGAGAGCAGCAGACUGCGGCGGGUCUGGGUGGAAUGUUUAGGCCAGCACUCCCUGUUUCGUUUCAGCCCUCUGCAGAUCUCAACAGGACCAUGUGAGACACCCGUCCUCAGAAAGUCUUUGGGUUCUUACAAAGUCUUGUUUGCACCUCACACCAAAGGACCACUCUGCCCCGCGAGCUGUUUAUUCUCUGAAAUGCUGGGCUGGCAGUAACCUGUCAUCGCUGGCCACUUUUCUGCUUUGAAGAAUGUGACCCAUAUAUUACAUAAACCUGUAGCCUGUGUUAAUAAAUAUAUAGGAAUGUUUUAGACCAAAUCAUUAUCAAGAAUUAUUCAAUUAGCUUCCUGUGUGUUUACAUUUUUCAUAGUAAAAUAGACUUUAUGUCUUGUAUCUGCCAUAAAGCAUGUUAUCAUAAUUUUCAACUCUGUAGCACAAGGAUUAAAUUUCAAACCACUUUAUUAGCCCUACUUUUUGAGGUGUGAAGCACAACAGACUAAAUGGACAUUUGGGUUAUUUGUGAUUCCACAUUUUGCAAAUUUUGUAAACCGUAAAGUGGCUUAUAACAAUAGCUGAACCUUUCAUAACCAGAAAACAAAAAUCUAAUCAAGUGCUUCGAUGUAAUGAGUCUGUAAUGUCAACAUAACAUAAACAUGACAUUGAGACAUUCUUGAAAAAGCCUCAAGCUCAUGUAUGUGCCCAGAUGAUGUUGGGAUUUUGCCAAAUACAGUAGAGAAGCUGAGAAAUGAACAGGACAUGGCAGGCAGAGCCGGUUGUCUUAAAUCCUUAAUUUUCUCUUGAAUCUGCCACACUGACAGAAACAUACAGUACAAGGCAGUAACAAACACAAAGGUAAAACAUCAAAGUAGCAUAUCAAACUGUAUUAAAUGAACAAAAAUCAAAACAUGUCCUUAAAAUUAAGAGCUUUCCCUUGCUAGGUCAUUGUAACAUUUAGUCAUUAUAAUUGUCAUUUAGGGAACAUAUAUGCUAAAAAAAAUCUAGUCACACAAAGAUAUCAAAAAAUAUGCUUUAACAACCAUUUCAACCUAAACUAUUGCUGUUGUAAACAUAUGCGCGCUACUUCUUUUGGUACGUUAGCCCUAACCUUUUCUUCAAAAUCAGUCAGAUUGGAGAACACACUUUAGCUGAAUUUAAUAAUGACUGGUUCACUGGUCCAGCUUUUAAAAUGCAUUAUCUUGUAAUGCUUAUUUUAUCAAACACAGUUUCUUACAGGCUGUAAAAGCCAAAUAUUGUAUUUGUCUUUCGGGCAUAACCCAUGAAGCGCUUCAGACCUUUUCUUAGGUGUUAUUUUUGUUCAGAAUCUAUGAUUCACAACCAACCCUGCCAUCAAAUUUAUCAUCCAACAAUGAGCAAUAAAAUGAUUAAACUAAAAGUAUAGUCUAGACCUGCUUCCUUCUAAAGUGUCAUGAGAAUAUACUUUUUUAUAAAUUGGUGCUUGAGGAAAGAAAUUAAAAUGAGUGAUGUAUUGGCUGAUGGCUGUUCUUAUGCCAUUUUUCCUAUUUUCAACCUAUUUAAUGCUACUUUGAUACAGGGGUGCAAAAGGAAUCAAGAGUCCACAUUAUGACACAGAGGUUACAAUUCAGUGUACGAGUCAUGAUGUAAACAAAGCUGUAUUUUUUGCCUUUUUCUCUGAAGCCUAUUUCAGGAAAACAAACACACCAAUAAAUGAUCAAUCAGACUUUGCUUUUCAAAGCUAAUGAAUGGGAUCCGCAUAUGUGUGUACAUUUACUGGGAAAAAAAAAAAUUCAACAUGGAGGCACCACUUUCUCUUUUGUCUGAGCAAAUUAUGAAUUUUUCUUCAUAUCAGGUAUAAGAGACCACAGCUGAACUAAGCAGUUAAAUCAGCUGUGGUCUUUGUGAAAAGGCUGCAUCCCUCAAAGCACCGGUACAAGUUUCAUUUCAACCUGACCCCCCAUCCCAAAAAAAAGUAAUCAGAAAUAAUUGGAUGCAGGCUUUUUGAUGAAGGACUAGGGCCGCUGUAAUUAAGAAACUAUUACAAUUGAAAAUCAAGGUAUUCUUCAUGUUCCUGCAGUCAGCAGGCCUCUUUUCUGACAUCCUUAUAAAUGUUGUUUAAGCGUACAUAUACAUUGGACAUAGCCUGUAAGUAUUACCUCUGUUUUGUAAAUACUCAAAACUACAACAUAAAUUUUGUGAUAAAAACAUUUUUUGGGACAAUACUACAACUUCCUUUCACUGUCCUCCAUCAUGCGGCCCUAUCCACCAUUGUAGUUUUUAAGAAUGAAAAUGGUAUCAAAAUCACAAGAGUUUAAAUAUUUCAAUAUGUCCCUAUUUUCGUGACUUUUAUCGUGGUGCCCUCAGCAAUGAUAACCAUGAACGCAUCAUUAACAGUCAUAUUUAUUAGUCGUUAGAGUGUACAAUGACAUGGAUUUUUUCCUUUGGAUCCGUAGUUAAUUAUCACGAAUCAACCACACAAAUAUUGGCUAAUUUAAAUUUGAAGCUCCACAAAAGUGAGCUUCAAAACUUGAACAAGGCCGAGCUUGAAGACGUCAAGCUGUAUGAUGGACAUAGAAAUCUAAAUAACAGUUAAAUCAGGAAAAAAAAAAGUUUUAACUCUGCCAAGUAUGAUCUUGGCCUAAAUCCCAACCAACCUGUCUCAUAUCUCCUCAAAUCAACCCCCUCAAGCUGUGGUGUCUCAAAAUAAAUAUCUAAACUGUGAAGAUUGACUUUUGCGGUGAGAGUCCCCGAGCUCUCUCUUCUCUCUGUUCUCAUUGCUAGCACAAAGCAAACCUCCACUUCCCAGUCCUAGCAUGCUUUUAGCUCUUUAUCACUGCUGUUGUCCAGCAGUGAGAGUGUGGCUAUCGAUCAGGAGCUUGCCUGCUUUUCUCAGCCUCUGAUUAGACAGAGAGAGGCAAAGAAAAGGCAGAAGAAAAUGAAGUAAAAGAAGCUGAGGGAAUCGCAGGUUUACACAAGCUGUUGUGAAGCUGUGUCUCAGUGGAAGGAACAAACGAGCGGAGGGGGUUACCUAAUAAAAGAAGGCACCUCCAGCAAUUAAGCAAGCUGACAGGCAAACUGUGGCGCUUUGCUAAUGUGGGCUGACAGCAGGGAAAUUUGAAUAACGAGGCUUGCGGGAGGAAGGAGAGAGGAAUGAGAAGGUGGAGGGGUUGGGGGUGCUGUAGAAGAAAGAUGUGUGGUGCUAAUGAAACAGGUGCCUGGCAGCCCCUCCCGUCUAAGUGCAGGAAUCAUUGAGAGAUUACCAGCACGUUACUCCAGCGCUGAGCUGAGCAGAUAGCCACUUGAUGUUCAGUGGGGGUGUUGGGAGAUGGAGGAGUUGGGCAAAAGGACCUGUGUCUUUUCUUUCCCAGCACAAGCAGCUUUAACAAUGCAAAUCACUGCUGAAUGUUGACAGAUGUGUUUGAAUAAUUUGACAUAAGACGCUUUGACUUCAAACACUUGUGAGAAAGGAUGGUGUAUUGACCUGUUUCACAGCCCUCAGAGAUGGGGAGGUGUGUUUUAGGCGUGUGUGGGUGGGUACACUGAGAUACACAUUCAGGAUUUCUAUUCUGGGUCGGACCUACUGUCACUGCGUCCUUGGUGGUAGUCUGAUGAGAGAGGGAAAGAGAGGGUGCUUGGUGGGUGUUUACUCUGAUGAUCGACUGUGUGGGUAAGCAGUAUAAUUAGUGGCCUGACUAAUGGGCCGAGCUGUAUGAAGGGAGGCAGCGGCACAGCAUCUUCUUAGUUUAAGGAGACAGUGUUUCAGUCACAAUGAAACAAAUAGAAAACUGCUCUCUUAACAUUUGGCUUGUUCUGGCCAUUUUAGUGCAAGACAGUCAAUGUGAAUGAGCCUGUACCGUGCUCUGGCGGAGACUUGUCUCAAGUGUUUGCUUGAUAAAGAUGGUUCUAAUGACCUUGGUUAUACCCUGACUUUCUCAAAAGUGCCUCCAGCAGGCAACAGUUUGUACAAAAUACUACCAACAUCUGAAUGAGUCAGCACACAACUUUUUGACCUAACCAGAUAAAAAUGCAAUCACAACUUGAGUUUGUCACAAUAGAUUUUACCAGCAAUCUCUUACCCUGAAAGUUUUUUAGUGGCUUUAAGAAAUGUUUGUUUGUUGUGCUUAUAUGUUUAGCAUUGGUAAGACAACGUCAAAGCAAAAUACAUUUAUCAUUGACACCGACAGCAUGUUAAAAUGCUGGCUUUAGCACUGUGGUCAAAUGAGCACUGUGCCAAAAUCUGUUCUCUUGCCUUUUUACCAUGGGGCAGAUUUUAUUAUUAAUAUGAUAUAUAAUAUGUGGUCAAAACUUGUCAAAAUCAGUGUUCUGGAUUUAAAUUAAAACAAAAAACAAAAAAACUUUUGAGCAACUGUGUGAGUAUAGUGUCUGUCAGGCUUCCACACUUCUGGAAAUCCAUACAAGGCAAUACUAAAUUCUGAGAGAAACUGCCUUCGCCUUCAAAAACUCAUUCAGCUACAAUCAAUAUUUAUUGGAGGACUGGAGGAUGAUUCAAUGAUAUAUCAUGAUAUGUGAUUAACGUAGAAUCCUCUUUUUGUGUAAAAUAUCCAUAUUUAUCGUUGGUGGUGUCUGAAUGUGUUUAAUCACACAAGUCAGAAUGGCACCACAUUGCUUCUUGAUAUUUCAUCCUACACUUUGUUAAAGGAAUGGGGUGGUUGCACUUGUAAAACUUUUUUGUGGGCUGGUGGAAAGCCUGUUUGUUUCCUGUAGUUAAAAGGCACAAUGCAACAUUCAUUAUUUCAACAUGAAACAAGACCUUUCACUUAACUGAGGGGCUCAUUUAUAACAGUAUCUACAUUUACAGCAUUUAAAGGAGACCUUUUGUUCUCAAUUCUGUGUCAGUUUGAGACACCUAUAGAAUAGCUUUGCAUGACGUAAGGCUCAAAAACACUGUAUUUAUCUUAUACUGGCAUCCUUGAAGGUGCUAAUUUUAGCACUAUUCAGCCUCUGCCUGAAACUCUUGGUUUUAGCUGCUUUUCUUGUGAAGUCAGAACCAGCUCAUGGGUGUACUUUUACACAGUUUUGUGGUCGGGAUACAACCUGAACGUUGUGUCUCUACAGGAAAUGUCUGAGGCUCGCUGUUAGUGCCCACUUAGCCCCCAAUUCAGCUACGUUAGCAUAUUUAGCAAAUGUUACAUUAGCUAAUUUAAUGAUGUUACUCUAAGCUUGUGAUCUUGAGCCUUAAUAGAAAGUCUUUGGAGAGGGGAAAGCUUCAGGUAUUCCAGUAACCUUUUGAGAUACAAAUCGAGCUCCAACCAGCCUCUAACAGAAGAGCCAUCAUUGAAGUAGUGAGCUAUGCUGUCGUUGGUGUCCAAAAACACUCAAGUCUCCCACAGUUUACUGUGUCUUUGAUCAUAACAGAGGAAAAAGACGAACAGACUUUCUUGAUGGGUGUGUCUUCGACUGAGCUUCCAGGUGGGUUUGUCCUUUAGCCCUUUCCCUGAUAAGAUGGCACAAACUGACCCUGAGUUGUAGCCAUGUCUAGAAAUGAGCUGUUGAAGGGACCUGGAAAACACAUUAGGACACUAUGCUGAUGACAUCUGUGUAUUUCCUGUAAUUGUACUUUGCCACUUUUUAUAAUAUGGACAUUAGGGAUGGGAAAAAAAAUCGAUACAGCAUAGUAUCGCGAUAUUUUGUCUGGUGAUAUAUUGUAUCGUCUUAUUUACCAAGUAUAGAUUUUUCAAAUUAAUUGUUAAUCUAAGGUCAAAUCUAUGAUAAUGGAAAAUAAAAUCAACUAUUUGUCCAGUGAGGUUGGAAGAGGUGACACCAUAGAGAAAGAAUAAAUUAGUACACCAAAUAUAAGGUUUGCAAGAUGUGCUACAUGAAAAAAAAAUACAGCCUAAAUAAGACAAACAUAAAAGAAAGCCAAACGCUAAAUUAGCUAAACAGUUGAAAAAAUUGUAUAAAUCGCAGUAUAUUGUAUUGCAAUACUUACUGUACUGCAAAAUGUUAAAAAUCGUAAUAAUAUUGUAUUGUGAUAAUAUCUGCUGAUUCCCACCCUUAAACAUCCAACAUUGUCACAUAAUAAGUAUGCAUUUAAACACAGAUUAGCACAAUUGGUCCCUUGGUUGAACUUUAGGUGAACCUUAAUUUGUGUGCAACAUAAACCCAAACAGAGAAACAACAGUGUUCGAGGCCAUCCAAGAGAAAUGUUUUUACCUCCUAGUCUGUGAAAGUUAUACUAGAAAGACAGCAAAAAGCGUUCCUUUCAGUGGACCACACAUCCUUACGGUCUCCUUCUCCUCAUUCCUUAUGGUCUUACACUGAUGGCCCCAUUCCACAUCCAUUAGCAGAUUAUAUAUCACUGUGGGUCAGCAUGGAGGAUCGAGUCCAUCUUGUGGAUACCACUUUAUAUUGACGCAGCAGCUCUCGUCAUGUGCAAACACUAUAAAGUACAUGUGUGCUUGUAAAUAUUUGUGGGAAACUGCGUCUUGCACACAUCCAUUUAGAGUUUGGAGUGGGCUUUUGUGAGUGUGUAGUCUCAUCUGUGUAUGUGCAUGAUGUUUUGAGGGUGGGGGGGUUAAAGCGAGGAUGUGAGGUCAUAGUGGUUUGGUGGUUGUGGUGUAAUUAGAGGUUACUCAAAUGAAAACCGGAAUGAUUUCAUUCAGGGAAUGCCAUGAUCUUAAUGGUCCCUGCCUGCACACAUAGUUUUAAGGUGUGCGUUUCAUUGUGCUUUCCUGUGUGUAUUUGCAUGCAUGUCGUUGUGUACGUCCUUGGUGUGUGCAUAGCAGACCCUGAUCUCUUAUGUAGCUGACCUUUCAGCACAGCUCUGUGGUUGCAUGUUCAUCUGUUUCCCACCAGUUAGCGUGUUUCACACAAUGGCUUUAGCGGAUUGUUUCCUAUCCUAUUCCACUAAAGGGAUGUGGGGUCUGAUUUAAAUAAUUUCUGUUCCCAAAGAUAACCUGUGCACGCCCUCACUCUCAUCCCCUCAUCAGCAGGUCCUCAUUUAAUCAUUGCAAUUUACUUAGACCUUCCAGGGCAAGAUUAGUGAAGAGCCAGAUUAGUGUGAACGUGUGUGGGCACGCCUGUGCAUCUGAUGUGAUGGGGUCACUUCAGGGCUUUCCUCACUGAGCUUGUGUAAUAGGAGGCUUUAAAUAUCUAACUUUAGCCUAUAGCUUUCCCAGCUGGUUGUCUGGAACAGAACACAGCAGUGCUGGUAACCCCGCGUGGGGCCUCCCCACCUAUUUAUCCAAACAGUUGAGUAAUCAGAUGAUCUCUAAUCAUAACAGAUAAAAGCUUGUCUCCCUAAUGCGGUCCAACUUCUUGCAAUCCUUUCUCAGUAUUACAGAGCCUUACUUAUGAUUGUGCGUAAGAUCCAGUCUGUAAUUGUGUAACCCUGAUUUUCAGUCUAUGUAAGCUUUAUUCAAGGGCAGACAGCAUGCCUCUUGUUUGCUCUCCAGCCAGGACAUGAGUGAGAGGGAAGGAAUAACUUGUGUGUAGUAGGAUUAUAAGGUGAGUCUUCAAGCCUAGAUCCAUUCCCAGAGGUCACCAGGCCGGUUCAAUAGUCCGACUUCUUGCUUUAAAGCCUGCUCAGCUGUUUGCCAGAUCAGAACUCUGGGACAGGCAUGUAUCAGGGUUUCAGAGGAGGGGACAAGUAAGAGAUGUGUGUACGCUGACAUGGGCUCUCUGCUCUGCUAAUGUUUCAGAGACAACAUUGUUAACGUGGGUUCAGUCUCGUCUGGUGUGAUUCAUCAUAACAAUCUAAACCAGCAGACUGAAGUUGUGCGUAAGGGUCUGAGCGGCUCAGCCAGCGGGCAGGCGGUGGUUUCCUCUACCCGAAGAAGAGGAGCAUUUUCUUCCUCUCUUGAACAUAAAAAACCCCCCAAACUCUCCCUGGCUUCAUUCCUGCAUCCGUUUCUGAGAUGAGGGAGAUGAGGGUGCUCCCUCUCCUUUCACCUGUCCUCUGGAGACACGACUGUCUGUUAGAAAAAAAAAACAUGAAAAAGAGUGUGAAGAGGGGAAAGGGAGUGAUAAAAAAGAGAUAAAAUACAGAUCCCCUCGUUCUCUCUCCUUCUAUAUUCCUUUAAGAUAGCAUUGGUGCUCUCUUUUUCACCCAUGAAGAAUAAUUGCUCUGUGUGUGUCCCGUGAAAGAGGAGGGGAGACUAUGUGUGCGUUUAAUCAUGGGGUUUUUUGUGGGAGUGUGUAUGUAGAAAAUGUGUAUAUCUCUCUGUGCCUGUAUGUGUGUGUGUUAUAGUAGGUUUUGUGUGAGGGAAAGGGGUGUGUAUGUGUGUGUGUGCCUGUCUGGGCUCUAGGAGGGGAUCUGGCCGACAGAUUGAGAGCAGCUUGUUAGAAAGAGGAACAAUGAGGCCACAGCCCCUCUCCUAUCUUCUUUCUUCCUUCCUUUCCCUCCCUUUCUUCUCCUUCCUCUUUUUCCUUUUUUCUCUCCACCAUCUUUUCUCUUUUUUCCCAUCUCCUUUCAAAACAGUUACUCAGUGUUCUCAAUCCCUUGUGUGUAAUUUCCUCACCUGCUUUUCUCACCAUAUUAUCUUUCCAUUUUUAUUUCCAUCUAUAACUUUUUUUUUUUUUUACCUUCAAUUCAAAUCUCUCUCUUUGUCCCCUCUCUUCACACUCUUUUUUCACUCCUGUCUGAUAAUGUUCCACCUGCUGAAACACCUCUAAGAGCUUCUUCUUCGGCUUGAUACGUCCCCUGUGUUCAAUUCUUUUACACACAUGAACACACUGUCUCUUUACAAAUGCACAUAUAGUCACAGCUCCUGGCUGUCUCUACUCUCUUGAUGAGCCAAAAUGCAAAAAAAAAAAAAGCAAAAAAACCUGCUUGAAAAAUUCAUCCUCUGGGAGUCGUUUUUGAGUGGGAGUCAAGUGAUGUUGUGAUUAAGUUGUUCAUCAAAUAUCAUUAAUGUGUGACAGACUUUGUUGAUGAUUUUUAUUACCCAGAUGAAUUCUUAAUGUUGUUUUGCAUUUACUCACAUGUGCUACACAUGGUUUUUAGAGCUAGAAAGUAGGGCUGGGUGAUAAACCGAAAAUUUACUCAUACCCAGAUUUAGGACAAUAACCGAUGCCAUUUUGCCCAUAUCGGUAAAUUUGGUGUAAAAAUAAACAAAUAAAUCAAAGUUAGGGUUUGGAUGUGUGUAGGUAGGCUAUGGUCUCAUGUCCCCUUUAAGACUCUGUCCUACGUUAGAGACGUGACUUCACCCCAUCCAGUUUGUAACAAAGAGGGAAAGACAGGUGAGGAGAUGGAGGAUGGUUCAAAAGUUGUAGCAGCUGGAGCGGCGGCUGAAGUGGAUGAAGUUAAUGUGGGAGGGGUUGAGCAGCUUGUGGAGUAGUUAUUGUCCAUUUAUCAUUAUCGAGGUGAACUGCUCAAUAUCGUGAUAUUGAUUUGAGGCCAUAUCACCCAGCCCUAUUGGAAAGCUUAAUAGAUUGUAUUUGUAUUGGCCAAUAACAACCAAGUCAUGAAUGGGAGAAAUGAUAUUUCAAAAGGAUGAAAAUGAUUAAAUAGGAAACUCUGCACCCUAAUCCAGAAGUUAUAUAAAUCAAAAGAAGAUUCUGUUCAGCAAAUGCUGUAAAUACAAAGCUCUGUGUCUUCCAUCAUUACAGGUUUACUGUCAGGAUAAUUGAUCAUUGGAUGAUUUACACAAUAGCCUCUAAUUCUUAGACUUUUUACCUAAUCAAAAAUCAUCAAUGUAAUUUGAUCAAAUGAUAUCCCCCCUUAAUUUUUCUUUUUUCUCAUUACUGGUGAAAGAAAGUAAAAUGCUGUCAUUGUGAAAAGUUAGGAGACUCUCUUGCUCAAAUGCGGCUCUUUUUGCGGGAAAACUUACAGUGUUACUAUCACUUAACCUCACCAUCAUACUUGACCAUAGGGAGGCUUGUGAACUGGCUGCCCUGUUGGCCCCUUCACUCUGUUAUUCUGACAGAGAGCCGUAUAGACUGACAGACGGAUAGCCCCCACCGCCCUCCCAGUCCGGCUCUCAGUCCCCUUUUGUCUGCCUGUCCUGCAGCAUUACCCCUAUGGUUGUAGUCCCCUAAUUGCUCUGAACCCUGCGGAGAUGGCAGACUAAGCACAGGGUUGGGGAGGGGUCUUUCGCCACGAUGGGGUCCUCCUUUUUCCAUUUUUUCCCCUCCAAGCACUCCACGUCUCUCUUUUUUUCCCCUCGUCCACUCAGGCUUGCAAUUAAACAAAGUGUGCUCAUUUGGCUCAGAGGCUCUUGUCGCGCUCUUUUUUUCUCAUCCAAGUCUUGAUGACCCCUUCACAUCUGGCUCUGCUGGUGACUACAGAAACACACAACCCCUCACAAUCAGACACAUUCACAUGUCCAUGUAAUGUGAUGUGCUACAUAGGUGCAACAUGAAAAAUAGUAGAAAUUAUAUCAGUAAAGCUGUUCUUUUAGAUUUAUCACAUGACAAAGAAACAUAUCAGAUUGUUGGUUUUGUCAACAAUCUGAUACGUGUUUAUAUUGUUAAAUCUCUAAGAUGGGUGUUUUCUUUCUUCUCAGGCACCUCUGCAGCCACCCCCUGGUUCCUCUGCCUCAGUGGUGGCUGCUGCGGCAGCUGCAGCUGCAGCAGCAUCGGGGACACCCCAGUCACUGAAACUAACCUACCCUGAAACACUGGACCGCAUCAAGGAGGAGUUUCAAUUCCUGCAGACCCAGUACCACAGGUGGGUGAUAAGAGUUUUGUAACGUUUCCAGAGUUUUGUGUAGUUUGGUGGGUUGCUUUAUGUACAGGUGAGAUAAUUACAUGCGAUCCAUUUAUGCUGUUUGAAGUUGUAGAUCAAUAAGUUCAACCCCCUCUGGCAGGAUUUUACAACUCUGGAAAGUCAUCACUGUGACUGUCUUGAGUUAAUUCCACAGAGAAAUCUACUAGUUAUGUGCACUUUUGAUAUAUUGCUCAAUGCAGCAUGUUUUCAGAUGUCCAUAAAAUAAGCCGUUGAAAAAGUUGGACCGUGUUCAGCUAUUCUGCAAGGUGACAUUUUCCUCUUCUCUCCUUCUUGUUGUCUUUAACACGAACAAACUCUCCUCUAUCUGUGAGAUCGUGCAAAGCUAUGUGAUGUUUUGACUGACUUUCUUGGCACAGUUUGCUGGACCAUAGGGGUUAGAUGCAGGCGUCUCUUUCUCUAUAUACGUAACUGCUUGGUGUGCUUGAUGUACAGGAAUGUGCACAGAAUGCCUUUUGAAUGUGGGAUUCAGGAUGGUUGUGUUGAGUCCUGCCUCCCCCCUCCCUGUCUGUGUUCUCGUGGCACACCUUCCCCUCUACUCUUCUCCUCUCACCCUGCUUUGAUUUAGCAGGCCAGAGUCCUCCCCCUCCCUCCCUCCCACUCUGUCCCACUUCAAACUUCUUUUGUACAGCGCCCUUGUCCACAGCCCCUCUAACCCCUGUGGCUACUGCUGUGUCUGUGAACACACAUAUGCCAGUAUGCGAGUGUGUCUUUGGGCUUUUGUCUACUCUCCAGAGGUUUACGACUGUGAGCCCAUCAGCAUUUAGCCUGGAUUCCCUGGACCCACACAAGCAUGUACAAUAUGUUAACCCCUUAAAAAAGAGAGAGGGGGAUAGCAUGCUUUUCAGUAGGGGUGGGCGAUAUGGUCUCAAAUCAGUAUCACGAUAUAUUGAGCAGUCCACCUCGAUAAUGAUAAACGGACGAUAACUACUUCACAACUCCUACAAGCUUCAUCUCCUCACCUGUCUGUCACUCUGUUAUGGACUGGAUGGGGUUUAGUCACAUCUCUGACGCAGGACAUCGUCUUCAAGGGAUAUGAGACCAUAGCCUACCUACACACAUCCAAAACUGACUUUUAUGUAUGUAUUUAUUUUGACACUGAAUAUACUGAUAUGGGCAAAAUGACAUCAGUAAUUGUCGUAUAUUUCAGUAUCGGUAAAUUUUCGGUUUAUCGCCCAGCCCUAGUAUGGUUUUCAAUACAAGAUUUCCACAGAACUUUAAAUGUCUUCUCUUUAACAUUCUGUUUUGGUUUUAUAGUUUUGUUGCAACUUAACACCUCAGCUGUUUAUUUUUUUACCUGAAUGACAGAGUCAGACUGAUAUUUGUUUUGUUGUCUGUUCCUAAAUGACUUGAUUGCUUGUGGUUAAAGUCUCAUUUUUGUUGCUCUGUCCAUGCAUAACUUAAGAAUUUGGAAUGAGACAACACUGUGGAGGUGUUUCUCUCAGCAUUUGUGAAGAACCAAAAAAAAAAAAGAGGGAAAAUAAUUUGUGCUGGAUUUGUUUCCUUCUGAUUGCUCUGUAGUACUAUCAGUUUUCCCAGAGGCACAGAGACGGGCUUUUUCCUGAUCCCUGUCCCCUUUUUUGACACCCAUUUGUACAUCUGGAUGUACGCGCCUCAGGGUUGAAGAAUGCCUGCACUUAGAAAACGGACAACCCGGGGUUAUCAGACUGUGACCACUCCUGGAAAAUUGGUCAAUAAAUCUUUGUGAAUCUCAGGUGAACCACCCUUUUGAAAAGCCUCUGACCUGGACAAGUCAAGCCAUUCAGCGAACAUGAGUCACCCUUGGAUCUGUUGGUGGAGACGGUGUGAUCAGCUCUGUUGGCAGCGGUUCAGUGUAACUCCUCAUGUUACAAAAUACCUGGAGCACUGCCCUCUUUGCCAAGCUCUGGUACUGAGAACCAGCGAGGAGGAUUAACAAUAAGUGAAUGAUGGGAUUAAGAACACGAUUGGAAAGCAAGAGCGAGCUUGUGAUUCCAUUUUCAUCUUCCAGCAUCAUUACCACCGCACACUGUUUGUGGAGGGCCGGGCUAGGUUUCCAAGAAAGUUUUGUUUACACAUCAUACCUGCUUCUACAACAGCUAACCCUGCCCACAGGCUAGUAUAAACAGUGUACUAAUCUGUUGUGUUUUUGUGCUCAUGACAACAACCGAAAACUGAUACUGUAACCAUGGCUCAUAACAAUGGUAGUAGUCAGUAUCAGGACAGACUCUAAUAUCAGAUGUCUCCUCUUCUUCUGUCUUCUGUUAUAUACGUGUAAUCUGACAGGUGGACAUGGAGCCGUAAAAAGGAGUAACUGGUUUCACUUGCAAGAAUAAAAACAAUCCUGCCUCCUUUUUGAACAAACCCAAUUUAAAAACAUGCAACUGUGUCAAAUGAGAAAGGACUGGCUGAUUGGACCACGCUUAACUUUGAAAUAUGCAGUGGAUGUGUCAUGAUAUGAUUACUUUGUGUUAAUAAUUCAGUCGAUGAUUAUUCAUUAUCAAGUCCAUUUUUAUUGAGCCUCAAAUCUCAAACACAUUUUUAACUGCGAUCAUAUUAAAAAUGUGACAGUUUGUGAUUUUUAACCGCACGCUUAAUUGCAUUUGAUAACAGUUAAUUAUGGACUUUAGCAUGAAUUUUCCAAACACACGGUGGCUAUUAAAUACUUGUCAUAACACUGAUUGCAUGACGCACAAGCAUGAGCCCAACUUGAUAUAUUUCACUAUGACUACUUUUUGUGUUUGUGUUUGUAAUGAUAGCUGGUGGAUGCCAUCCUCUCGUCAGUAAUUGGUUUUUUGAAAGAAAAAACCGGAGUUAUCAUUUACACCCAAAUCAGCAAAACAGGCCAAUUUCACUCCAAAUGAGGAGCAGGACUUUUAAGCUGAUUGGGAACAGAUUGUUUCCAAAGAAAGUCAGUUGAUUUUUUUUUUUUCACACCUGCAGCUUCUUUUCUUUGUUUCAAAACAGAUAAAAAAGGUGAGAAAUGAUCACAUCCCACAUCAUGAGUUGCUUAGUUUUCACACUGCAACGAGGCAGACCAACACACACAUCCUUGCUAGGCUGUCCUUACACCAUAAUCUCAUGGCUUCAUUUUUCAACUGUGUAGGUGAACAAAUGCUGUGCUUACUGGUCACACUUUGCAUGGUUGGAGGGUAGUGCUGAGAAGCCAUUAACAAAAAAAAAAAAGAAAGAAAUGCUCAAUCUCCGUGGUCGGUGUAAAUGAGAGGGGCUUUCACCUCUCUGCUGGAGGGCUGGAUCAUUCAGAGUUAUUCAGAAAUAUUGGCCAGUUUCCUCCCUGGUUUGGACAAAUGUGAACACAGCAAAUCACACUCGGAUGUGGAGCCAAACAAGCAAGCUGAGAUUGCCUGGGGGAGGUCUCCUCCCAGGAAAUCCAAGAGCAUUUUGUUAGCAGUGAAAAUGCGACUAACCCAGCAACUGGGACGACUUCUCGACUGCUACACUAAUCAGCAGGGUAAUAGGAACAUAUGUUUUAGUGCAACUGCAAAGCAACAUUUUCCGCAGCUGAUAACUAAAAUAAUAAUAUCCACAGGCUGUUGAUACACACCAUCCGAUUAAACACGAGCAAGAGAAGCUGGCACAGGGUGUAGCUACAUAACAGGAUUCAACAAUAGUUGUUGAAUUACUGGUUCAGCAACUGGUGACAGUUUUAUACAGCUUUAUCAAACCAGGAGACUUAUUUCCCUCAUCUCAUCACCUGAACCUCCACUUUAACCAAGCUAGUCUCAUGCUUUUGCAUAUGACUGUAGGAUUUUCUUGGCUGUCAAGCAACACAGCUUAAAAAAGUGGUGAAAGCUCCUUUGGUUCAUGUGCUGACUCACAAGUUUGUAAACUUGGAAAAGGACACAUGGCAUUUGUCUACCUAUGGAGGGGAAAAGAAGAGAUGCUCCCAUUCUUUUUUUUCCAAUCAGAUACCGAUACCUGGGCUGAGCGUAUCGGCCGAUAUCCAAUAUCGAUUCAGUUGAUUUUUCAAUAUCGGAGCCGAUAUGCAAUCCAAAUACAGAUCGGUGCAUCCCUAGAAAAAAGAGGCUGAUGUAGUGAUAGAUGGAAAAGCUAGUGAUAAUGUGUGUGUGCUUUGGACCGUCUUUACACAGUGUGAGAGAUCCCUCAAUGUGUCAUUAUUUCAUCUGAAUCAGUACACAACAAGCAAAACAUUGGUGUGAAAACACCCUUCGAGUCCAUUAUGGAGGUCCACUCCGACAGCGGUCAGUGGAUUUAAGUGUGGUCUUGUUUAGCUGUCCUGCGAACUGGCCAAAGCUCUGAUCACAUCUGAUUGCAGGCACCUUAAUGUAAUCAGAGCCACUUGUUGACUAUUAACGCUGUCGGGAAUACAUGACCUGGACGCCCACGGAGCCAGAACCAGACACACUGACAUACUCCCAAUCUGAUGCAUGUGCUUAACACACACUUAUACACAUGUAAGUCUCCAAUUAUCUUCACACACAAAUAGCAGUUGUCCAGAAAUAGCAGGGCUUAGUCGUGUGUAUUUUGUCUGCAGAGAAGGUGGCUGGAUUCUGAUGGAUGUUGGAUUAGACGGCAGGAAAGAGACGGAGGGAAGGGAUUAGUGCUGCUGAGCUGCAACUGUGUGUGUGUGUGUGUAUGUGUGUUUGCGCGGGAGGAUGAAUGGGUGGGUGGCAGGCUGCGUUUCUAAAUUUGUGUGCCGCUUGUUGGAUUUGGUGGCAUAUUUGUGAUGGGAAUGAGGGGAUGAGAAGGUUACGAAGAAAGCUAAAGAAAGGGUAGGGUUUAUUAAUUAAAGGGUGAUUGGCUGGUCAGCUGUUCUGCUCGUGUGUGUGUGUAUGUGUGUGUGUUAACUAUCUGAACAGGCUGUAAUAAGCAGACAGAGAGGGAUGGGAGGAGCUGCUGACACAGAGCUCUCAUUACUGUAAUUCUCUUUCUAUAAACACACACACGCGCUCACACAAACAGCCAUACAUCAGUCAUUAUUCUGUGUGUGUGUGUGAGUGUGUGUGUGUGUGUGUGAGAGAGAGCGUGGUCUGCUUAAGAUGAGCUCUUCCUUCACCACAAACAUGCUGCUACUCAUCACUUACUUGCCCCUCCACCACGUCUGCCCUCACACCACACAGAAGUAGAGCACAAUACCACACACACUCUGAUUGUGCGAGCAUGUGUGUGUGUGUGUCACUCCUCUGAUUGUGAGUCGUUCUAAGGACAAAGAGAAGAGUUAUGUCUGGUCAGUAUUACUGCAGAGGUAUUGUUUGACCUUACUCAUGAACCUCUGUGUUUUCAGGGUCAUCUUUGGCAUCAUUCUGUAAAGACUUGGUGAAAAAAAAAGCAUCUGUUGUUGCAGAAUCGAACUACUAAAUUGUAAAUUUGCUUCAACUCAGAUUCACCCCUCCUAACAAUCUGAGGAAAUAUAUGACUCAGGCCAUUAGAUGUUCAGCUCAGAUUAUCUGGUUCUGUGAGGACAGACAUUUGGGGCGGGAAUCACUAGUGGCUCCACAAUACGAUAUUAUCACGAUACUUCAGCCAUGAUAUGAUAUUAUUGCGAUUUUUAACAUUUUGCAAUCCAGUCAUUAUUGCAAUACCAUAUAUUGCGAUUAAUACAAUUUUUUCAGCUGUUUAUGUAAUUUAUUAUUUGUCUUUCCUCUAUGUUUGUCUUAUUUAUGCUGUAUUUUAUUUUCAUGUAGCACAUCUUGCAAACCUUAUAUAUAUAUUUGUUGUACCAACUCUUUCCUGCUCUAUGAUGUCACCUCUGACAACCUCACUAGACAAACAGUUGAUAUUAUUUUUCCAUUAUCAUAGAUUUGACUUCAUAUUAGCAAUUAAUUUGAAAAAAUCUAUACUUUGUAAAUAAGACGAUACGAUACAUCACCAGACAAAAUAUCGUGAUACUAUGCUGUAUCGAUUUUUCUUCUCCCACCCCUAACAGACAUAUCCAGUCUUAAACCUCGAGCUCAUAGACUCGUCCAAAAACCCGAUGAUAUUUAAUAUUCCAAAGUCAAACAAUAGUUUUUGACAUCAAGGUUAAAAAUAUAGACUCAUGAUUGCAUCCGUUCUUUUCAAGAUCAUUUCCAGACCAUGUUAGGCAAUCCAUGCUCACUCUCUUACACACCAAUAUUGUGAUUCUAUUGUGGAGUGAGUUUAGUUGUAAAAUCUGGUCUUCAGGAUUUAAAAGCAGCAUGUCUUACACAUAUGACCACUGACCCGCCAAAAACUAGUUACAGCUCUAAUUGACUGUAUGAAUAAGACAUAAGGCUUUAUAUGUGGUGUGAUAAGGCAUGAUAUAAUCCAGAAUGUGAUUAUUGAUUUAAUGAUAAUUCUGUCAAAUUAAAUAUUAUUUUAAAAAAAUAGAACUUCUUAUGGUUUUGGUUUGCAACCCAGCAAAUUCUUAUCAGCCUCAACCAAACAUUUUAGUUCAGGGUCAAGUUCAAACAUGCGCAUAUGUUUGAAUUCACAUUAAACUAGAUGUUUCCACUGAGAGAAACAAGGGGACUUUGUAGCACUAUUUGACAUUUCUCUCCUCAGUCAGCUCUCCUUUUGUUGCCACUGUCACCAGGCUACUGCGUGAGAUUUAAGUUACCUCGUGGCAGUCAGCAAUUUACAGAUGCACUCACUUCCUCUCCUGCUAUUUCCUUACUUCAUAUCAGGACAUUGCACAUGUAAACCCAUGUUUAGAUACAGUGGCAAUAUGGCGUCAUGUGUCGAAUGAAAAACACUGUGCAUCUGUCUGUUUCAACAUUUGUAACCAUUAUAAUAUUUAGUUUGCAACCCUCCUAAAAAUGCCCGUUGACCAAAGUUUAGCACUGAAAAAGGUCUCACAAAGUAAUAGACUUUUAGCGUCUGAACGGUUCAUGUUUAUCGAUGUUUGUAUUCAAAUAUAAUUAGAUAAAAUGGCCGUGUAUCCUCCUUGCUAAACUGCCGUCACUCAUCACAUCAUUAAACAGUAUUUGCUUUAGGGAGGGCUAACAGUUUUUUUGUUGGCAUAUAGUUUCAUUUGCAUUUUAUUUGUGGGUUGUGCUUUGUGUGAUACUACCUCCUUCUGUUUUCAUUGUGUGGCUGUGUGUGUGAGUGACUGUGUGUGUGUGUAUAUGUGUGUGUGGGAGAAAGAGCAGUCCUUGCAGUGAGUCUGGCAGCAGAGACGAGUACAGUUGGGCUGCUAUUGUGCGACAAGAUCCUAGCUUUGUUUUGAGUGUGUGUGUAGGUGUGUGUAUUUGCUCUUGUGCACACCCUUGAGAGCUGAUGAAAGAGCACACAGGCGAGCUGGGUGGGUCUCCUGUGUGUGUGUGUGUGUGUGUGUGUGUGUUAGUGUGAGUGUUAGUGUGUGUGUGUGUGUGUUUGAAUAGAGAGGCUGAAGGUUUUUCCAGCGGAGCAGAGAGGAGAGGUUGAUCAAUACUUAAUGUGAUGUAAAGUGAACAGUCACACACCUGGAGGCUGCCAGGCUAAAUGCUCCUGACACUGUAAAGGCCCUACACUGGUGCACUCACUACAUGGCUCCUAUCAGAGUGUGUGUGUGUAUUUGUGUGCUCUUUGCUGGCUGCUAGCUGUAUGUUUGUGCAGCACUUGUGUCAGUUAUGAUGCUUGUUUGCCAAGACGACGACGACGGGCUCCAGACUGCAGAAAAAGUGAUGGAGGAGCCAGACCUGCUAGCAGCAUGUCAGAAUUAAUAAGGAUCAGUAGGUUUAGUGCCUGGAAAUGUUUGCUUAUUUAAAACAUUCAUGCAUCAUGUAGUGGUAUUUAUUAGGAUGUAUGCUUUUUUUUUAAAAAGCAUGAAUCAACUAGUCUUGAAGAAUUAUUUGAGUUUAGCAGGAUGUUUAUUGGAGAUAAUAUUUCAAACCGUGUAGUUAUCAUUUUUUUCUUCCUAUUUUCCAUCGAGAUAAAAUAAAUGUUCUUUAAUGUGAAACAAAGAGCCCCAAAAUUUUCCUGUGGACCUUAUUUAUAACCCCACUUUUAAUGAGUUGAUAAAUAAAAGGCAAAUUAUUGAUAAUUGACUAUCAAACUAUCCACAGUAACAGCCAUAGUUUGGCCUGUUGUAUACUGAAAGAAAUACUUAUUGGUACUUUUUGCCAAGUCUGUGGUCCAGUUUAACAUGGGACACUUUUUUUUGUUUGCUUGUCAAAAAUUUGAAGGUCGAAAAAGCAGUUUCAAAAAGAAGCCUGGUUAAAUGUGAUGUAUUUACGUGUACAGUAUGUUAGAGUUGGGUGAUAAUAAAUCAGUUUCAAUUAGGGAUGCACCGAUCUGAUAUUUGGAUCGGAUAUUGGCUCCGAUAUUGACAAAUAAACUGGAUCGGAUAUCGGAUGAAUGACGCAGAUCCAUCGUUCCGAUCCAGUCUUUUAAUUAAUUUUUCUUUUAAUACAUAGUAGUCUUACUUCUUUUAUUUGUUAAUAAAUAAUAUUAGGUAAAUUUAUAUCUGCGUUAAUUUGUUACCUUUUUUUAAACAAGGCUAAUGUCAAGCCUGAUGCCUUCACUCACAGGGCAAGGUAUACUGUUCGUUCAUUCAACAGUAGUAUUGGAUCGGUGUGGAUAUCAGCCGAUACGCUCCGCCCAGGUAUCGUUAUCGGAUAGGGACCGCAAAAAAUGGAUUGGUGCAUCUCUUGUUUCAAUUACAACUAUGGUGUUGUGGAUGCCACUAGAAUGAAUCCUGGACUGUUCAACAUGCGCUGGUGGAGAGAGGACAGCGGGGAGAGGAGCAGAAGGAGGCGGUUGUGUGUGUGUGUCUGUGAGUGUCUGAAAAGGCGAGGGACAGAGUAAGUAUGACGAAAAAGAGGCUGCAGUGAUCACAAGCGUUAACUAGCUAACAACUGCCAGACUAAACAGCGAAUGACAGCCGUUCUGAGGCUGACAGGCAGCCAACACCCUUCCUGAAUCACCAGGGUAGUUAGUUUCCUGCCAUCUCCAGACCCAUCAGCCUCCUCAUUCUGAAUUUUUAACUGGCUUGUGGGUCUGGAACAGCUACCAUGGUCUGAUAUAAACCGGACCAGUCACAAUCCUUUAUUUAAGAUGACGACAAAGGAUCACUACUUCAGCAUAACCACCCCUGGAGGGUCUGCUCUGGAGACCAGUACCAAACUGUAGCAAACUUUUUGAAGUCUGCAGGAGGAGGUCUUCUGUCAGAGAACAAAACUUAAUCAUGCACCGUACAAGAUCUGCACAACAGCUUUAACUAAGUGCACCGUCGUGUUUCAGGGUCCAAGCUUCCACAAAUUCAAAAAAAAAAGUUAUCUAAUGAUUUUGAUGAGAAACGAUGCAAAUUAUUUAUUGUCUUGUGUGACGAUCAAUUGCUCGAUCAGCGAGUUUACCUCUGUGGAGGUUCAAUGCUGUAACAUAUGAACCUGGUAAUGUCACAUCUAUCAGACCGAAGUCUCAUUCAAUGAGAUAAACAUGUUCAGAGAAAUCAGUUGAUAGUAAAACUUAGUUUUGUUUGAGUUUCAAACUUCAGUGUCCUGAUGAGUUGUUGAAAUUCUGUGUCUUCCUUGAAAUCUCAGAAGAACAGAUCCAGAUUGUUUCUUUUAAAGUCAAUUUCUUCGUGGGAUGAACAACCUUAAAUUGUACAGGUAGAAGAUGUGCUGUAAUUCUUUGUGUGUUGUAUUCACAAACUGUGCAGCAGUUUGUUUUUUUUGUAAAUACUAUAAUUAAAAAUAUUCAUGUCUAAUCAGCUGACACCCUCACAUUUGAGAGAGGAAAAUCAAUAUUUUCUUAAAUUUCACUUCUGUAAACAAAGAUGAAAUACUCUUUAAAUAACCAAUAGCAUCUUACAUGGGAUUUAUGGCAUAAAAUAAAAUGUUGUCUUUGUUCCUUUUAGUGAAAUAAUUAAAAGAGAAAUAAUGAAAGAGAGCGUAGACAUUUUUACAAUACCCAGCAGCCUGUUUCAAGCACACUGACUAAAAAGACAGUCGGCACAUUUCUACAAAGUGCACUGUCUUAAUUAGAUGCUUCACUCUCCACAGGCUGUGUGUGCGCGCAUGUGUGUGUGUGUUUGUGUGUCUCCAUGCCUGAGUUUGUGUACACAUGGACUCACAUUCUGCAUUCAUCUUCAUGUUCGGCAUUUUUGUGACAAAAUGCAUGCAGAGUGUGUUGUGUUUGUGUGCUGGUGCAUUGUCUUAAGUCAAUACACACAUUAACGCUUCUGUGCUGCAAGUUGUGUGUUAGUGUAUGUCAGUGAUAAAUGUGUGCGUGUGUGUGUGUGUGUUGCACUGACAGAGCUGUCUGAAGGCUGGCAGGCUGCAGAUUUGUAGCGCAUUCGGAUGAUCAUCUUAUCUCCUGUCACCGCCAGUGAGAGAUUGGAGGAUCCGAGCCCACUAUGGCACACACACACACACAAACACGAAAACACACACACACUCAGAGUCAUAUCUCCUAUUUUCUUGCUGAUUUUUUUCUUUCUCGCUCGCUCCAUCUCGUGUUUUUCCCUCUCUGUGAUGCUGUAUUUCUCUCCGUCCCUCCCUCCCUCUCAGUAAAUGGUGCUGAGCCAAACACUAAUUAUUACAGGCAAUCAUUUCGACAUGAAAUACCCACUUCCUGCUCACCGCUCUCCUCCCCUCUCUCCCUCAUUUUCUUCCCUCGUCCAACUCUUUUAUGCUCCUACAAUCACAUAAUGGCACACACACACUCAUGCACAAACACACACACACACACACACAGUAAUUUCAUUCCUUGAAGUCCAUUUUGCAGGGAACGGUUAUUUCUUUUUGAGUGCGACCUUGGGGUCUUUUUCUGUGAGCACAAGUGUCUGUCUGCACACUGUCUGCUUAUAUCUGGGUCUGUCUGUGUGUGCAUGUGUGUGUUUAUGUUUUCUUCAGCCUUGUCGAGCUUUUUUUGUGCAGUUUUUGUAGCACUGUGCCAAAAACAGAAGGCUGAUUUUAUGGGUAAAGAGAUAUUGAUUUUUUUUCUCCCUCUGACUCUCCGCUGCUCAUUUGCCAAAUUGAAAUCUGAUGAGCCAAAGAAGUUUUGUUUAUGUGGCAUUCAGACCACAAAUGGCUGCUUUUCAAGUAUGGUGAACCACUGGAAUGGACUGACCUGCUGUGUGUUAUAGUCUCUAUAUAAAGUGCAGAAAACCACGCAUUGUAGAAGUUGAGUUGCCAUUGAUCAGUCGGUUUAUGAAGAGCAGUGGAUGACAAUUGUUUGCUAAGUGCUCUUUAGUCGAUAUUUGCUUUACUUGAUAGAACUGGGCAGCAAAGGUCUGAACCUUAGGAUUUCUUUAACUUGUAGUACUUAGGGACUAAUAAGAUAAUAUCUACCAGAACCAGAGUCUGCAGGUGCAGGGUUGUCACAACAAUGGCAGAGCAGAGGGAAUAACUGAAGAUCAUUCUCAGUUCUUAAAUAGACGGUUAAAUUUCUUGGCUGAAUUGGUGAGGUAGUUGUAUGAAGGACACCUGUCGAAUAUGAAACCAGUUUACUCAGCUGACUUUGCUCCGGUUAACUACUUGAACCAGCAGAUAUUGGUACUUGAACAGCUCGGUGGCGACUUAAAUGCAAAUGCUCUCUGCAGUUGGAUUUUCCCUGGAACAUACAUUAUUUAAGAUCAUGUAAGUGGUUUCAGAGUUUGCAAUAUUUCCAUUUUAUUCUGCCCCCAUCGUGCAUACAGCCCUGUUUUUAACCUAGCUCUUAUAAGGUUUGUCAGUACCUUCAGUGGAGCAGCUUCUUGUCGUGUCAUAUUUGCUUUGAAUGAACUGUUUCUUACAUGCAGAUCUCAUUGCACAAAGGUUGGUCUUGCAAGAUGAGGGCCACCCUGGAGAGAGUGGAUAUUUCAGCAGAUUGCUCUCUGGAUUUUGUGAAUUGAUAUCUUAUCAUUUAGUUUUCAAUGGCUUUAAAAAAGAAAGUAGUUUUUUUUUUAACCCCAGCUCCACUCCUGGGCAUCACUUCAUUCAACAGAGGUCUCUUUUGAAGCUUCUUGGAUAGGAGGAGUUGAUACUCAUCUCUGCUUUUUAAGAACUUAUUUUGAUUUUAGACUGUGGGCCUGAAACUGAAGUUUAAGACGGUUUAAAUGGCACUUUGGAAUAAUCGGUGCGGGCUGAGGUCUGUGCUAAGGUAGACAAAUAAUGUGCGCAGACACUGCAGGCAGCCACGUUAGUGAGGCUGAUGUAAAUCAAUGUUAACUUUGCCCGGCUAUUUUCAUAAACGGACAUUUAACCCUCUCCAUUUACAAAAAACUGCGUGCACAACACUAUGUUUUUAGAAAAGUUUUUGUUUACACUAACCCAUGUUUAUAUGCCGUCAAGAGCAUAUCAAACAUGUGGAUGGCAGUGUAGCGAGAAGCUUAAGCCCACACUAGCCAAUCAGAAUCCCUCAUAGCGGCAACAACAACAACAUCCCUUCCUUCUUUCCUGCGCACAAUCUGCUGUCAGCUCCCCAAAUCUCUGUUUUCCUCCAUUUACAUGCAAUUGUGCAAACAGAGUUUUCCAAAAUCUCCACUCUGGUUGGAGUUUUUAAAAAGCCUUGUUUUCGGGGGUACAAAUUCUCAGUUUGCGUCUCAUUGAAGGGUGUUUUAAAAAUACGUAUAAACGGGGCCUAAAACAGUCCUUGGUUAGUGUUUAAUAACUCCUCUGUUAUUAUAAACAGGAUUAAGCCGUCAUGUGUUGGGUCUAACAUAAAUAAUGGUCAUGUUGUGAAAUCCAGUGUUUUUUUCCCCCCAUAAACUAAACAAAAAAUCAUCCAAAGUAUGUUGCUGCAUAAGAUUACCCAGUUUACCAAACUGUAAUGUGCAAGAAAUUAUGGGUGUCAAAUUAUAGUAUUUAAUCAGUUGCAUACAAAACAUCACCACGAUAUUAGCAUUAUGUGUUGACCAUCAGCUGAACUGUUCUCUAAUUAUCUGCAUCAGUCAGAUGUUGUUCAAGCACUAAUGUGAAAUCCGUGAGUUUGUUUGUCUGACAAACUAUUGUGAGUAAAAGUUAAAUCAAGUGUGUUUUUGGACAUUACAGCCUCAAACAGCUGACUGCUCUGAUUGUUUGUUUCCGUCUGAUGGUCGAAUUUGUUAUUUUCAUUUCGCUUGCAUCUGUUUUUUUUUUUUAAGCUAUACUCUGUAACUCAUCUUUUCGUAAUCUCUUGUCAUUGUCGCCGAUCUCUCCUUCUUGUUUGGCAAAGUUAAUUGUUUACUGGGAACGUCGCCAAGUCUCUCGGGCGAACCACCACCACUGAGUGAUUGGUGCCAUUUGUGAUUAUUUUAGCUCGAAACAUGGUUCAUAUCAGCAAAAAAGUGCAGCAAAUGAAGGCGCUCUGAUCAGUGGAUCACCUGAGUUUUAACCUUACAGGACACAGUGACCCGGCAGAUGUUUAUUAUCCCAGAUCUGUUAAAAACUGUGAUUUCUUUUAAAUACAGAGACUUAACAAGAAUCAUGUAUCAUCUGUGUGAACUGUGCGUGUCUGUCUAGAACCCGUGUGUGUGUGUGUGUGUGUGUCUGGACAUUGCUUUUCUUCCCCAGUCGUGCGCACACAAACACAUAGACACACACACACACACAUGCACAGUAGCAUUAGUCCUCAGCCCAGCUGUGAGUGACUUCUGCCGAGAGGCAAUUCCACUGUAAUAAAACCUAUAGGGUGGGGGAGUUUAAUCCUCACUAAACCCCCCCUCCUCCUCCCCUUUUCUUCACCCCUCACACUCUCCCACUCUUCAUCCUGCUUCUCUCCCUCUCCUCCUCCCUCGUCCCUCUCCUCCUCAGCUGGCUGCCGAUGAUAAAUGAGUCAAUUAUGUGUGUGUGUGCACGCGGGGCUGGAGGAGGCGAGCGGAUGGGGCCGUUAUUACCUGUUGCGGCUGUGGGUAAUGUUGCAGUAUUAAUCAUAUUCUAAUUUUCCUCAGCCAAACGACCCCCACACCACCAACACCACACCCUGCCUUUACCCACCUCCAACAACCCACCUCACUACACCUCCACCCCACCAUCCCCACACACACACACCAUCAAUAUAUCUGCUGCUUGCAAACAAGUCUGCAUAAACUGCCAAAGGCCCAAAAUAUACUACGUCCCAGGAGAGGUGGGGCGGGGGAGAUGGAGGGAGACUUGCAGAGGUGACGGGGGAGGUGUAGUCAGAUGUGGAGGUGUGUGUGUGUGUGUGUGUGUGUGUGUGUGCGCAUGUGUUUGCAAAUUCAGCCAUCAGCGUUCUCCAGUUUUAGAGGACACAGGGGACAGUUUUGGGUGUGAGGAGAGACAGGCAGACACAGAGGACGAACAGAGUUAUAGGACACAUGGGAAAGAGGUGUUUGGCUGUCAAGGGUGUGUGCGUGUCUGUGUGAGCGGGCUGACAUGCUGACAGACCGAGCAACAGACAGGGGUCAUGUCCUGAGCAUAAAAAGAAGGGAGGCCGAUUUAUUACAUUUUUCAGGCAGAAUUGGCCCCUCUGACCCACUUCGAGCUACUUCAGUGAAAGUUGGUGAAGUGGGCUGUCGGAGGUGAGAGAGGUAGGAGCGUUCAGACAGACGGUCGGACAGACAGAUAGACGGACGGAGCGUCUGGUAAUUGGGGAAGCAACAAAAUGAGGAGGAGGAAUGGAGGGCACAGAAGUAGAUUGAAAAUUGUCCAGAGAGAGGAGAAGAAAAAAGAGAGAGAGAGAGAGAGAGACACCUUGGAUGUGCCUGCCUGCAGUCUUGGCUGCGUUUCAGGCUCUGAGCGUGACUUCGUCUAUUUCUGCUCUGCUCUGAGGUGAUAAUGGGCUGUCAGCACCCCAGUCACCCUGCUCCCCCCCUCCCCGCUGAGAGUGAGAGCAAGGGGGAGGGGGGGUGACGGAGAGCUUGAGGGUGCGAGGAGUAAUUUGUUGUCAUGUCGCUAAUUGCGCUGUGUAUUUUUACUCUGAAUAUUAUACGCAUUAAAACUCAGCAACUCUUUCUUAUUUCUUCCUCUUCUCUUUUUUGUUGCAGUUUGAAACUGGAAUGUGAGAAACUGGCUACAGAGAAGACAGAGAUCCAGAGACACUAUGUUAUGGUGAGACAUGCACACACACACUCACACACUCUCACACAGGCGCACACAGACACACACUCACACAGGCCGUGCCUCUCCACAUUCACUCAUAACAAGUGUCAGUGCCAAGUCCGCCAAUCCCUUUCAUCUGCUAACAGCUGCCAAACAACACCCACCAAAAAACCACAUGCGAGACCACACACACACACACUCGCACACUCACACACACCCCACACACACCAUAUUAUAGGACUGCAGAAUAAACAGCACUUACAUGGGUGUGUAAUCCUGUUUCUUCUCUUUGUGGGUGUUUUUUUUCUGGUGUCUUAGAUUCACUGCACGGCUGCACUGCUGAUGUAUGUCCGUAUCUGUUUAAAGAGCCUCUUAUAGUCCAACAGAUUUUUUUCAGAAACCUAUGAACCAAAAGCUGGCAUUCAGUGUCUGCUCCAUUUAAUGCUCUUUAAAUUUCCAAUUGGUUGUUCUUUAAACUGGAAAUGUGCUAAUCGUGAAAAAACAGGGUAGAUACCAACACCCACGCUGUUUCCAAUACUGUUAUUGAUACCAGGACUGAUAGCUAUUAUUUGUCUUUUUUCAUUUGAGAGAUGAUGCUGACGUAUUUAGAUUGUUGUUGGCAGUACAUCCUCUAAAAUUAUCAAUUAGUCAACCAGCAAUGAACAGAUUCAAAACAGUAGAUUUAAUGAUUUAGUCAUUUUAUGGGUGCUUCUUGACAAGCUGCAGGUCAGGACUGAGAAAACUCAGAGACUUAAUGACAUUUCUGUGUCUCUCCUUCACUCUUUGUCAGUCUGGAGGCAUAAACAUUGCAAAACAAACCCAACAAACGUUAGUGUUAGUCGACCUGUGAAUUAGGGGGACUUAGUGGUUAAGAGGCUCUGAUGGAGGAGCGGAGACGCACCAGACCAGACAGAAAAAAGCAAAAUCUCAGCUGCAGAGGAAAACCAAAUCUGGCUCUUUCUUGUAUUUUUGUGUCGUGUUGUUCACGGUUUGGAAGUUCUUUGGAGCAUCACUGCUGCAAAUCAAUCAGGGAGGAUUCAUUUUGAAGUUUUGCUGUUAUGUUUACUUUCCGUUUUCUAUUCUUUUACAUACCUUUGGAGGUUAAAAAUAAGUGAUUAAUUGUCUUUUUAAAUCAUGUGGUGUUGAAAAGUAUAUCUGCCAAAAGAACUGAAUCAGUCAGAUAUUUAACCAGUAAAUUGUUAUUCAACUUCAAAUCAACUUUAUGAUUCCAAACUUUGCUAUGAGAAGUCAUUUCAGAGCUAAAGCAUCCAAGCAAUACUGUUUUAUGUAAGCGGGUUCUGCUGUGGUUCCAUAGAUGAAAUUAAACAUCAAAUUAAAAGUAUUGAUUCUUUAAGGCUUCUGUUUCUGGUGGGACUUCACUGCCCCUCUUUGGUUUUUAAUUCACGCCAAAAUAAAGCAAUUGAUGAAGAGAUUUGACCGUCUUCUGAACAGCAUCUGUAGUAUUUGUAGUUUUAGGAGUCAGCGGCUGAAAGGUAACUGAUGGAGCAAUCUCUCAGACAGUUUCUUUUAUCUGAACUCCACCAGAGCUGAGACCAUUUAGCAGUAAAAGUCACCCUUACAGCAGCUGAUUCUAAAAAAUUGAGAUCAUUAUACAUGAGUAUUUACCGGGUAUAAUCUUGGCCCUUUUGCAAGAUGUGCUACAUGAAAAUAAAAUAUAGUGUAAAUAAGACAAACAAAGGAGAGCCAAACACUAAAUUAGCUAAACAGUUGAAAAAUUUGUGUGAUCACAAUAUAUUGUAUCACAAUUCUUACUGUAUCGCAAUAAUAUCAUAUCGUAGCCCAAGCAUCGUGAUAAUAUUGUAUCUUGGGGUCACUAGUGAUUCCAACCCCUAGUUACAGGUAAGAAAAGUCAUUGCACCACUGUACUCUAACAGCUUUUAUGUGAGGCUUGGUUGUUUUACAGCCGUGUCAGUCAUACCCUCACCGUGAUCUCUCAGAGGUUACUGAGUUCUCUGAUAUUCACCAUCUCGUGAUAGAUGUCCUUAGAAGCUUUUUGAUUUCUGAAAGUCAUUAAUUAUGACUCAAAUCUGAUGUUGCCUGAUGCAAAGUUCAGCUUUAACAAAUGAAGUAAACAGACAGCAUAAAAGCAUUAAUGAGCUCAGCUUCCCUGCAGUUGUGCCUUUCAUUUAUCACCCUGUUUGAAUAUUUGUAAUGAAGAAUACACAAUAAUCAAGCAAAGGCUAUACCUCUCUGUCUUUAUUUGUUGUUUUUUUUAUGUCUGCAAACCAGCAGCUUAGCCUUACCUGUGAUCAUAAAAACACAGCCUCAGCUGACUGUGAGCGGGCUGCCAAAAAUAUGAAAAAAAAUGUGGCAAUCUUGGCAGAGACAUGGACUUGGUGGGGGGAUUGAAGUCUUAGCAGUGGGGAGGAGGGGGGUUGGUUGGCAUCAAGCACGGCCAGGUCUCCUCUCCUGGCUGAUGAUUUGGGUUUGGAUGUUGCUAAGCAACAGGCGAAACUUGGCACAGCGACUGCCGAGCAGAGCUGCCAGCUGCCAGGAAAGGCAUCUUUUAUGGUGGCACACAGACACUCACAGAAAGAGGAGCGAGCACAUACUUGCAGAGAACACAUGCACACCGGGCACAUAGAUACACAUGCCUGCAAAGUUGCAGGCUUCAAUCAUACACACCUGCACACUCACACACACACACACACACACACACAUACACACGUUUGCUAACUGCCAGGAAAGAUGUCUGGAGAGAGAGGACCCCUGCCAUCUCCUCUCCCAUCCUGCCAGCCUGUUCUGACUGCCUAACUGCCAAUCUUCACUCUCCACAAGCAGUCACACUGAAAAGCAAAUGUCAGCCUGUCACUUUCGGAGGCAUCUGACUUUAAAAUGUUCCCUCCUCCGUCCAUCUCUAAAGGUAGAGAGGGAGGAGUGGAGAGAGAGCAGAAAAGAGAGAUCCUCACCUGUCUCUGUCUUUCUCCAUCCACUCCUCCUGUGUUUCUCAUGCCUCUUUGUGCAUUUGGGUAAAAGUCAGGGUCAAAUAGCUCACAUUAGACAAGAUUAUUGGAAUAGUCUGUCACCUUCCUCUGCACGGCGACAAUUUUUGCUGCCUCACGUCCGAUUCCUGGCUGCUGAAAACGCGCCUCAGGGUCAUUUAAGUGCCAUUGACUUUCAGCAGAGCCAAGGUGAAAUUAGCAGCGUUGUGCUUUUUUAUGGCCACUUCAGAGUGAAUAUUCAAGAACGGCUGUCAACUGAAGCUGGGAGAGAAAGGAAAGACUGAGUGGUACAAGACUCACACUGUUGAAUUUAACUGUGCGACACUUAUAAAUAAAAACAUCUAAAUCAAUUAACACAUGUUAAUAGACGCUUACAUUGUCAUUGAUGUUUUUUUUCUUUUAUGGCAUUUUUGGUUUUAUUGAAAGAGCUCAAGAGAGACAGAAAAUGUGAGAAACAGAGAAUGGGGGGAAAUUUCCAGCAAAUGAUCAUGGCAACUGGUGUGACAAAGACUACAGCCUCUGUGCACGCUGUUGGCGCUCAAACUGCCAGACCAACGUGCUCCAUCUGUUUUUUUUUUUUUUCCUCCCUCUGCCUGUUUAUGCUCUUUUGCUUGUUUUUUCAUAUCUGGAUUGAAAAGGGUUAGCAGUAGUACUUUUCCCCCUCUUCAACUAACUCCCCAAAAAUGUCACAAAACUCAGAAUAUAAGUCUGACUUUUAAUACUCUCUGACUUCCCUGUUUGGAGCACUCAGCCCCUUAAGCCUUUCCAGUUCUAGCGAGGACGUUAAUCUUUUAAAAACAGGUCACAAACAUAAAAAUGUUGUCUCUAAAAUAAAAACUGCUCACUUAUGUCCUUGAACAACAAACAGCUCUUUUACAGAAAGUGUUUAGUCUUUUAGUCUUAGCUCCAGAUUCAUGCUUUUUUUGGUGUUCUUGUGGGUAUUUAAAGCAGUAUAGAUGUGAUAUUGACCGCAGGGAAACUUUAUCUUUGAGUUUAGGCGCUUAUGGAAAUCCUUUCCUAAAGGAACCAAGAGUUAUUUUUUUUAUCCUACUUUAACAUAAUUUUCUAAUAGCACCUGAUCAUACUUAAGUUAUUGUCUGUAUGAGUCAUUUGGAUAUUAAAUAGAUUACCUGUAAAUUAGACAUAUGUAAAGAUCCUUAUUAAGUCUAUUUAUCCACAACACCUGAGAGUGUAAGCACAACCCUAUGCUCAUGUUAUUGUUGAUGUAAAUUCAUGUUAAUUCACUAAUGUUCUCCUUUUUUCAGUAUUACGAGAUGUCUUACGGCCUUAACAUUGAAAUGCACAAACAGGUGAGUGAGCACCUCUCUCUCUUUCUCUCUGUCUCUCUCUUCCUCUGUCCCGUCUUUAGAUAUGUCUCCCACUCCCUCGAUAACCCCUCUUGUCUGAUAGUCACAAAGCUUUGCAUCAUUCUCUUGCAAAUUUCUGUGCAUCUCUCCCUCUCCCUCUCCCUCUCUCUCUCUUUCUCACUGUGUCCACCACCUUAAUGUCAGCCCUCCCUCUGAUGGACCUGUAUGGAGAGAGCCUUAUGCUGUGGAGGCGUUAAUAGGAUCCACAAACAGAAUUCAUUUCUCCACCACAGACAGACAGAUGAAAAUACUCUGCCCUUCUCUCGGAGCCUCCAGAACAGCUUCCCCUCUCACCCAUCAUAAAUCCCCGCCUGUUACUGCCGCUGUGCCCCCCUCCCGAAUCCAAUCACACACCCCAAUCCCCACCCGGCUCCUCUGUCCCCAUCCCUCUUUCUUACCCCUUCAAUCCCUGCCUUACUUUGUCUUUUUGAAUACUCGCCUCUCUUAAUCUCCAUUUUUUCACCGUCCCUGUGUCUGUCUCCCUUCUUCUUUCCCAUUGAUUUCUCCUUCUCUCUCUUUAUCUCCCGUGUUUUUUUUUUCUCCCUCUGCCCCCCCCCCUCCACCUCUGUCUCCUCACAGACAUACAGUCCAUGCUGAAUUUCACUUUAAAUCAGGUCACUGCCUUCCUGCCGUCUACUCUCCUUUCCCAUCUCUCUCUCUUCGUUUAUUUCACCAUCUCGGUCUCUUCGCUUUUGUCGUGCCGCCGCUGCCACUCCACCCCCCCCCCCCCAUCUCAUUUUUGUCCUCCCCCGCCUUCCUUCUGUUUCUUCUUUCUCUCUUUCUCUCUCUGUCUAUUCCUCCUCACACUCCCACAUCCUUCGUUCAUUGGCUGUCAUUCCUUCAACCCAAUCUGCCCUUUUCUUCCUCCUGCACCUCCUCUCCUCCUUCCGCCUCCUCUUUUCAUUUCCCUUCUCCCAUUUGCCCCCCCUCCCCGUAUCCUUAUCCUCUCGAUUGCUCAUGUUCCUCUCUUCCUCUCUCUCUCUCUCUCGCUCUCUUUCUCUCUCCCUUUCUCCUGAAGAUGUCAUUUAGUAGUUGGAGUUCUCUAACAAGAAAUCAUUGUGUCUCCCUUGGGGUGGAGGGGGUGAUGGAUUCAGAGGAUGGAGGGAAGGAGGGAGUGGAGGAAGGAGAAGGGGAGGGGUGGGGGGAGGCACACUGCUAGGCUGAAAAAUGGAGAGCAGGGGGAGGGAGAGAUGUGGGCAAGCAAGAGGAAUGAGAGAGGGGAGAGAGAGGAGAAGGAGGGGGUGGAAGUUCAGUCCGGCAUCAAUAAAUCACUUAAGAGAGAGAAUGGGGCGGGGAGUGUGUGUUAGUGUGUAUGUGUAUGUGUGCGUGCAUGCGCGCACGUGUGCAUUUUUGUGUAUACCACACAUACACAAACACUUACAUAUACACAUGUAGAUAGAUUCCACACACACACACACAGAGGCAUACACACACAAACACAACCGAGCCUAGCUGUCAACAAGACAAACAGCCCGCGGCCAUAAUGAUGUUGUCAUGAUCUCUGCAUGCAUAUCAUUACUGGCCCUAACGGCCUUGUUGGGCCGCUAAACAUGUUUGUGUGUGUGUAUGCGCCCGUGUGUGUUGACAUCACAUGACUGCGGCGAUUGUAACACUGAUUACCGCACUAAUACUGGCAUUAAGGAGAAAUGGAUGGAAAGGGCGAUAAACAGUAAAAUGGAAAAGAGAGAUGGACAGGAGGAGAGAUGGAAAGAGAGAGAGGAUGAUGAAGCAGGAGGGAGAAGAAGAAGAAGAAGAAGGAGAGGUGGAGGGAGGGAGGGAGGGAGGGAGGGGAUGAGUUUGCUGUUGGCAGUGUAGCAGAGCAGAUCGAGACAGACACACACCCACAGCAAGAAUCCCUGACCCCCCAGCAGGAAACAUACACACACACUCAAGCAUGCAAAAUGCAAACACACAUACACACACCCACACACAUACACACAGACAUGCAAGGACACAUCAGAAACACAUGCACACACACAACCACACACAACACACACACACACACACACACAUGGGGAAAAGAUAGAGAAUCCAGCAUCUUUUCUCCAUCACAUGCGCACACACACACACACACACACACACACACACACACACUCUGUGUGGGCUGGCUGAGGCCACAGCAGAUGCUGUCCAUGAAUAUUUUAGCCAAACUCCCUGGCAGAGUUUCCAUUUGCAUGGACCAAAUGUAAGCAGCUGAAAUAUUUACCACACUGGCCCUGGGAGAAGCAGGCCACGCUGUGUGUGUGUGUGUGUGUGUGUGUGUGUGUGUGUGUGUGUGUGUGUGUGUGUGUGUGUGUGUGUGUGUGUGUGUGUGUGUGUGUUAUGAUUGUGUGUUUUCUUGUUGUUCCAGCUCCAUCUUGGCUGUGUGUCUGUGUUGGUGUGUUAGCGUGUGCAUGUGUGUGUGUGUUUAUUCAUCAAAGCAACAGUAUCUCUUUUUUUUUUUCUUUCUUUCAGACGGAGAUUGCCAAGCGGUUGAACGUGAUCUGUGCUCAGCUCAUCCCAUUCCUGUCCCAGGAGGUGAAACACUUGCACACACCCUCACACACACACAUAUUAAGAACACACACACAUAUUAAAAACACACACACAUACACACACAGAGCACUGCACAUUCAUGCCCCCCCCCUUACUCUCCUGUUUAACAGCAGCCUGCACAGAGGGCAUGCACGUGCAACAGACAAUAGCUCUCUCUCUCUCUCUCUCUCUCUCUCUCUCUCUCUCUCUCUCUCUCUCUCUCUCUCUCUCACACACACACACACACACACACACACACACACACAUGCACAUGCACACAUUCAGAGUUGCAGAUGGACAGAGUCUCACUAAAGCACGUUCCUCAGUCCAUGAAUGUUUUGGAGGAAUAAAAAACACAAAACAGACUUUUUUUCGGUACUUUUUUUCAGUCGACUUUGAAUACUCGUCACAUGCACAAGACAUGCUGCACAUCACACCUAUUUACUAAUCUAUAAUUUGAAGGUGUAUCAUGCAUAUCUGUACAUAAUUUCCUUCUUGGUUUGUUUCACAGCAUCAACAACAGGUGGUCCAGGCCAUGGAGCGCGCCAAACAGGUGACCAUGGGGGAGCUAAAUGCUUCGAUAGGGGUACGUGGGCUCCCCCCUCUGCCUCAUAGCGUGUGUACCUUAUCCUCCCAUUUAUUUAUAUUCCCUCCUUCUCUUUUUUCUUUUACUGAGGCAAACUGAUAGGCCGGCCCACUCUAAAAUAUCAGAUGAAUUAAGAUUUUCAAAUUUUAAUCUUUAAAGUCAUGGUUGAAAACGCUCCUGAUUCACUCAGAGCAGUUGUCCCGUAAAACUUUCCAAACAUUUAAAAACCAUGUCUGAAUUUAACUUAAUAAAAUCCUAUUUUAGCUUUAGGUAUUUCCAAUAUAGUAUCCCCAUCACGCUGUUUUAGGUGCAGAGCUUCCCUCCCCAAAGAGCCACUGCCUUGACCCUAGCAUUUCUCCUCUUGUGCAUGAAGCACCGUCUUCAUUUCCUUCUCUCGAUCACUUCCUGGUGAGCCACGCCCUCAAGUGCUCAUGAGUCACCCAGUUCUCUCUUUGCUCUGUCUCCCCUCUGUCUUGCUAUGUCUCUGCUUCUAUCCCUCCUCACUACAGCAACAGCUUCAAGCCCAGCACCUCUCCCAGCAUGCCCAAGGUUUGCCAGUGGGACCGCACCCAUCAGGACUGCCCCACCCUGGCCUGGCGCUGGGUGGGGGAUCUGGUCUGCUGGCUCUGUCAGGGGCUCUGGGGGCCCAGCUGGCUGCCAAGGAUGAGAGAGCUCAUCUAGAGGCAGCGGCCGCUGCCGCCGCUGCUGCGGAGCACCACAGAGGUACAGAAACACUUCAAGUCCCUCCUAUUUGUGUUUAAUACAGCAAAGACUACCAACCUGAGAAAGGAGUCAAGUUAACACCGAGGCUUAACGUGAUAAAUCCUGAUGAUUGGCUUUACUUUGUUUGGAAGGCACAAGAGUUUCAUAAUAACACUUCUCUGUGAUGUUUUUGCGCUGAGUCACCAGCUGUAGAGUGAUGUAAAGUGAUGCUACAUAUCCUGUGUUCAUGUUUGUCUAUGUGUGUCCUUAUCUUUCCUUUGCUGUCCUCUGGUCCGGUACCUGGAUGUGUUUGGGCUCUUCUGCUGGAAUGAGUAGACCGUGAAGCAGGACCAGUGAGUGCAACUUAUCACACACUCAUCACUCAGAUCAAGCACACUCACAUUUGUCCACCCAUUUGUUCAGCAGUCUCUGAUAUUGUAGUCAGAGUUGUGCAUGCAUAUUCACACAAGUAGAAGUCGUUUUCGUCCACAUGUCAGACAUGUCUCGGUGACGCCUUAUUUUACACAUCCUUGAUUUUGCUUUCAAAAAUGUGGAGCGUAAGCGUUUUUAAAGGUUGUGUCUCUUUUUUUUUUUUUUCUGAGAAGAACUUUCUUGUGCAGCUCUAAUGAAAGGGAAAAUUGGCAUUCCUCAAAGUGAAAUACUCCAUUUAACCCAAACAGAUAUCUGAUAAAUAUACAGUAUAUGUACCUCUGGGAAGUUUGUCCUUUUAUCAGUCUUUAUACACAGUUUAUAUAUAAAGAAACAGAGUCUGCUGACAUAGGACCAGAUUUUGACAACUUCAGUGUUUUGGUUUCAAUAUGUGGUACUAGGAAAUAGGGCUGGGCAAUAUGGCCUCAAAUCAAUAUCACAAUAUUUUGAACAGUUCACCUUGAUAACGAUAAAUGGACGAUAACUACUCCACAAGCUGUUCACCCCCUCCCACAUUAACUUUGUCUACUUCAGGCGUCGCUCCAGCUGCUACAGCUUUGGAACCGUCCUCCAUUUCCUCACCUGUCUUUCCCUCUUUGUUAUGGGCUGGAUGGGGUGGAGUCACAUCUCUCUGACGUAGGACAGCGUCUUAAAGGGACAUGAGACCAUAGCCUACCUACACACAUCCAAAACCAACUUUUAUUUAUUUUUUUGACACCAAAUAUAUUGACAUGGGCGAAAUGACAUCGGUUAUUGUCAAAAAUUUCGGUAUCGGUAAAUUUUCGGUUUAUCGCCCAGCCCUACUAGGAAAACAUCCACCAGGGUUUCAGCUGCACACAAACAUAAACAGGUUGUAAAGAACAUGCAUGGACAGCAUGAAGUGCAGGACCCGGUUUGCUGUCCUGCAAUCACAGCAAUCUAGUGAUGACCUAGCUGUAGUCAAUGUCUGAUAAAUUUCUGCAUUUAACAAUCUGCUCUUGAAUGUCUCCCGGCACCAACUCAAUUCAUACUUUUCAAUAUGAUGGUCGGAAUUUAAACAAACAAGAAGUCUUGACUGAAAGUCCUUCACCACUGACAGACGGUUACACCCGAACAUCUGAAAACUUGAAAUCGCUGCAUACAUUGUCAACACUCAAUAUUCCAAGAUUUUCUAACCAAUAGAUUCCAACUCAGCAGCGGUGAGGUGGUUGUCUAACAUGAGUCUGGUCCUACUCAAGGUUUCUGCCUGUUAAAAGGAAGUUUCUCCUUGCCGCUGUCACUCAUGUUAGAUGAGAUGGGUCAAAUCUGUCCCAUCUUACGGUUGGAUCUUGGUAAUUCAUCAAAUAAUGAGCGUGGUCUAGACCUGCUCUCUUUUUUGGAAAGCAUCUUAGGAAAACAACUGUUGUGAUUUAGAGCUAUAAAAAUAAAAAUUGAUUCGAUGAAUAGAUGGUUCAAAGCAGGAAAUUUCAGGAAUGACGUCUAUGUGGCCCUUAAAUUAGUGAUUUUUGAAGCACAAUUUAAUUAUCAAUAAGUAAUAAACUGCUUCAAAGUCUCAACCUUGUGUUGUGAGAACUCUGAAUUCCAGUUCAGUCAGCUUUUAUUUUGUUUUGGUCUGGUUCAGCUUCUCCAUCUGAGCACAGGCAUUUUUUUGGCUUAUUACAGUCCAUGAUGCUGGAUACUGACAUAUUAGAUCCUAACAUCACACCACUGCCACAGUACAAAUAUAAAAACAGGUUGAAAAGAAGUGCUACUGCAACUGCCUUCAAGAAAGACUUGAAGAUUUCUCUUUCAUUCUCUCGCUCCUCCAGUGAGCCGGCUGAUCGAUGCCUGCUGAUAUCCCUUCACAUUCAUCUCUGAAGCUUAUGAGGCAGACAUGAUUUAUGCAGUCCCUCUCACCUCAUUAUCACCCUCUUCCUCCUUCUCCGCCCCCCGCUUUCUUCUCCGUUCCCUUCUCUUUCUUCCCCUCGCCCUCCAUCUCUCUGUGCCUUCUUCUUGCCUCCUUCUCUUACUCCCUUCUUUCUAAAUUCUCCCUCCCCUUCUCACCUCGCUGCUCUUUCUCUCUCUCGCCCCUCUUUGCAGAGCUCUCUGUCCAACGGGGAUAAAGGCAGGCCGGCGGACUACCUCAGCAACGGCAAGAAGAGGAAAGCAGACGAGAAGGAGUUCAUGACAGACUAUGUGAGAGAUUUUCAUGAGACUGUUUAAUGUUUUAGUAACUGGAGGAAAGUUUCACCAAAGUGCGCAAGAUCUCUCAUAGAAGACCAGGAGUGUCUGAACAGUGGACUCCAGAUUGUAAUUGAUUUAUUUUAUCCCCACAGUCAUCAAUAUGUGAUGCUGUUAUUGCAGGAAGCAGAUAUAUCAAACAUGGUGAGGGAUUACAUCUAGUGUGAGAUAAAUGAAUCUGAGGUAUCUGACUAUCACUGCUUUGUUUCGAGCAGACCUGUAAUAUUCAAAACAGCUGUGCCUUAGAGGAUUUCACCUUCUCUGAGUUUAACAUCUUAAAUUAAUUACAGUUGUACUGUCCAUCGCUUUAACUCGAGGCGAUCUCAUCUCAGCCAUUAAAAAAGUCUAGAUAAGAAAUUUCUAUUUGCUCUGUUUGUAGAUUCGUAAAUCGACACUCUCGCAUAGGUUCAAAAAAUUGUCCUCCAACUUUUUAAAAUGCGUGUGGCUGCACCCUCUCUGUCUGUGUCUAACCUCCUGUGGUUGUGCUGUAUAUUUCUACAUAUAAUCUCCAUAUAUCAGACAGCAGAGCAAGAGUACCUAAACUCUCUCUCUCUCUCUCUCUCUCUCUCUCUUUCUCUCUCUCUCUCUCACAGGGCAGCGAUGCAGAUAAGAGUGAUGAUAAUUUGGUGGUGGACGAGGUUAGUAGUCAGCCACCGGCCCCCAGUCGGCAGCAUUUUACUGCUUUCAUCUGCAUACUUCAUGUAAACACACCCAGCAGGACCAUCUGCAUAGUGAUGAUAAUAACAAUAAGAGCCCCCUCCUCUUCCUCUGUGUGCCUUUUAUUUCCCAACAUACAUAACCGUAAAGAACAUACGCAACACACACUUGACUGCGCUUUAUUGGGACUGCUGUUUAAUCCUGCAGGUAUAACUGUUGAAGGUUUAUUCGUUGUUUAUCUAAGUGCGGGUAAAAUUGCAGGUGAUUGCAAAGUUGUGCGAUGUUUUUUCCCCUCAUAAAAGAUUAAUAACAGCAAAAACUUAACCAGCGUGACCUUAUUUUGUCUUUAAAUGAUAUAGGUGGUGUUUAUGAAAUUCCUCUGCGGUAAAGGAAUCAAUUCCUUGUACAUUUGUUGGAGUAGGUUUUUAACCAGCGAAGGAAGAGAGCAGCCGAGUUUGCUUGAGCAGUUAUAAUAAUACCUGAAUUUGCAUGUUUUCAAGCAUGGUUUAAGGUCAAUUAUGAGAUUUUAGACGCUGUGAGGGAUUUAGCAGGCGUAAACUUUAGAUGAUGUGCAUGUGAUAAAAUCUACUGUCGUUCUCGAUGCAAAAUUAAGACCGUUCACCGUGAAGCGAGGGUGGUUUAUCGAGUUUGAUUAGAAACGAUUUAAUUCCUGCUGAAGUUUGAAUCACAGUAAAUAUCACGCCUCGCCUGAUAAAGCGUUCUCUCUUCUAAAUUUCAGGACCCGUCGUCCCCCCGCAGCGUGCAGUCCUACUCGUCCAGGGAGAACGGCCUUGACAAGAUGCCCCCAAAUCGCAAGGACGGCCCACCGCAGGCGAGCCCCACCUCCCUGGCCUCCUCCAGCAGCGCUACCUCCCCAUCUCGUGGCAAAGAGCCCCUCCAGGUAAACACGGACUGCACAUGGAUAUGCCAAAACAAAUAUUUGGAUAACUUUUGGUGGCAUUACUGUGGUGCGUGCUUCUAAAUCCACACAGAACACACACACAGUUUAUUUCUGUGUUGCAUCAGUGUUUCCGUGCUGUCAGCACUCCCUGUUCUCUGCUGUAUUUUUGGGUCAAUAGUUCCUCCCUGACUUAUUAUGCCGUAAAUUCAACAUCCCACUUGUACAGUCUGAGCUGCUGACAUCUCACAGUGCCCCUCAUCUCUUUUCUGCCCUCAGUCAUCCUCAUUGUCAUUCACUCUCUGUUUUUAUAGUAUUUUUAGUUCUCCUCCCUGGCUGACUCUGUCCCUCACUAUUUAACUCUUUCCCUCCACUGAAGUGAAUCCUGAGGCUUCAGUUUCAAUCAAAGCUAACAAUCAAUCUUCAUUUGAGCUUUUUUUUGUUUAUUUUUCUCUGCUCAUUCAGAGGGAGAAGUCCAGCACUCCAGGUAUGAAGCCAGGAACCCCCAUGUCUCAGGAGUCCAACACUCCUGGACCCAGCGGACCUCCACAGUUCAGACCCGUCCCUGGAAAACCCGGCGUUGACCUUGGUAAGCACAGCUGGUGAUUCUCCUUUCGAACACGAGUCAGUGGUACUUCAAAGAUGAAUUUUAUGUGCAGAGAAGCUCUAAAGCUCUCCUGUUUCAACACUAGAAGAUGCGCCUGACAGACCGUUUGUACCCCCCUCUCUUAAACUCGGUUAAAAGUCCGAUUCUGCCUUUCCAGCGAUCAGCUUUUAUUCUGUACCGUCUUAUUUUACGUGGUGAUUCUAUCAAUAAGAGGCUGCAGUAGUUAGUAUGGAUGUCAGCCAGCUCCCCACCACCAUCUGGACUUAAUAAGCAGCUGUGGGCAGAAAUAUUCACCCCCCAACACACACACACACACGUUUUAAAUGGAAAGAUUAGGAAAGGUGAUGGACUGUGACUGUGAGCUGCCUCAUAAUGAGCCUCUGUCUAUUCCACUGUAUCUCCUUCUCCACUUUCUUUUUUUUUUUAAAAUCUCUCAUAUCACCUGUUAGCCCCCAUCUCUGUCUGCGCCACACACACCAUUAUGCAUGCAUACAUACACGCUUGUUUAUGCAGAUAAAUGCACAGAGAGAGGUUGUAGAAAAAUGUGUUUCUGAUCGUACACACACACGCACACAUAUACUGUCCUGCUGCAGGAAGAUACGGUGGCCAGCAGGGGUCAGUGGUGGUCCAGAGCAGAAGUAAGGGAUGUCCCAGAGUUUUGUAUGACAUUCAUCAGCUCAGUCACAGCCUACUCACACAAUGUUGGGAUCUGAGCGUACUGAAAUGUGGAGAUGAUUCCAGCCUAUGAAAACAAAGAGAUAACCUCAACUGUAGUUUUUGCUCUCAUUAAUAAUUUGUUAAAUUCAAUGAUUGCUGCUAAGAAUGACUUGAAUGAUUUCUUUCCCUCCAGCUCUGGGUCUAAGAAACCCCCUGGCGGUGCAAGGAGCAUACCCCCCAGGGGCCUUUGGGCUGCCUCCCCCAGGAGUAAAUGGAGACCUGCCCGGGGCGGCAGGUUACGGCGCUGGCCUCCACUUGGUCUCCCCGCAGAUGAACGGAGCUGCAGCAGCUGCUGCGGCGGCUGCAGCAGGUUACGGACGAUCCCCUGUGGUGAGCGAGACACUCUGCUGAUAAUUUGUCUGUGCAGAGUUACAGUCGUGUGUAAACAGCAGCAUAAAGCCUUUGAGAGGAUCGACAAGGUGAAACAUACAGCCUGUGAACGGAAAAAAGAGGAGUGUUUCAGCAGCUCAUCAGUCGAUUACAUGUUUGCUCUGCUUGAAUAUUAUCUCAUUAUGUCCUUCUGUUUUUCAGAAGUGCUCCUCUUUUCUCUUCUCUCUCCUUUCUUGUAUUGUUCCUUACGUUUUGGUUUUUGCCUCGUCUUCCAGGUGGGCUACGAGUCUCCCCACCCCCAUAUGAGGGUCCCUGGGCUUCCUGCCAGCCUGCAGUCAGCUGCAUCCGGAAAACCGUGAGUUUCCUUCCAGCCUAUCACUCAUCUCUUUCCCGUGUUUACCACUAACUGCACUCAGGAUCUCCUCAAAUUUCAAUUACAACCCCUGAAGAAUGAACCAUGAAAGAUGGCGGAGGAGGGGAAGCUUUUUGGAAACUCUGACACUUGUUAAGUUAAAAUGUUUGGCAGCCUCUGAGGAAUCAUUCAAAUCUGUUGUUUUCAUGCAUGAAGAAGCGAGUUUCAAAUUCAAUUUCCCUUUUGAAAACUAAAACUUUUUGCUCUUUUUUGAAGUAUUUUGUUUUGACUGAUGACUGGUAAGCAUCAAAGAUGUCAGGUCAGAAGUACAGACAAACGCACGGUGGCUUUUAAUUGGAAGAAAACUGAUGCACCUACAAUCAGAGCUUGGAUCAAGAACAUGUCAACGGAUAAAAUAAUAAAUACCCUGAAAAACAAAUUGACACUUUAUGAGGAAAUCUGGAAACCAUUUGAUAGCUAUUUUAAGAACGGAGAUAUAGUAGGGCUUAUACCUGAUGGAAAAACACUGAAUGAAAAAAGUUAAAUGGUUUGUUGAUAGUUUGAAAAAAAGGGAAAAAAUAAAUUAAAGGAUUUAAAUACUGAAAACGUGUGUACUAUAUCUCUACAAUUUAUCCCGAACAAGGAAUUAUUGAUUGUAAAAAGUACUUUUUUAUCUUCUGUGUAUGCUUUUAUUUUUAGAGAGAGUUAAUGUAUGUGGGUUUUUUUUUUUUUUUUUUUUUGGGGGGGGGGGGGUAGAAAUGAAUUUGGGGAAAACUGACUUUUGUAAAACACAAUUACAUUACAAAACUGUCAGUAUAAUGUGAAAUGAAAGUCAGCAAAGAUAUUAUUAAAUUAAAAAAAGUACUGACUCAGGACCAUUUGAAGAGCUUUAAAAAAAUGUUAAAUAUUACUUUACGAGAAUUAGUCAGACAUCAGGAGUAAAUGUCAAACUUUUGUCAAACUGUCAGUUUUUAAAUAUCUAGUAAGUUGAAGUGCAUAAUGGAUGUCAACGGGGAAACUGCACACACAAAAUAACUCAAUCCUUUUUAUAAUGGUUUGAAUUGUGCUCCUAAAUUGCUCAUGUGUUCGAGUCUUUAAUUCUUGAAGACCAAAUAAAACCCGUUCACCCUCUCCUCUUCUGUUUUCUCUCCAGCGCCUACUCGUUCCAUGUUAGCGCAGAUGGACAAAUGCAGCCGGUGCCCUUCCCCCCUGACGCCCUGCUGGGCCCGGGAAUCCCUCGCCACGCCCGCCAAAUCCACACCCUGAACCACGGAGAGGUGGUGUGCGCCGUCACCAUCAGCACCUCCACGCGUCACGUCUACACUGGAGGUAAAGGCUGCGUCAAGGUGUGGGACAUCAGCCAACCGGGAACCAAGAGCCCCAUGGCCCAGCUGGACUGUCUGGUGAGACAUGAGGGAGGAUAAACUUGGAUGGAUGUUUGUGGGCUCAUAUUUUUAACAUUUGUUUUCCAUCUUGUGUCCAACAAUGCAGCUUUACUACCUAAAGUAAUGUGCCUGUUUUCGUGCUGUAAAGACGCUCUGGGUGAUGAAUCACCUUUGUGUUGUGCUGAAGCCAAAUCCUCCAGCAGCUGUUCCACUGCUGUGGCGGCACACCUAACGUCGCAUCUUUGUCAGCGAUUAAAGAGGACUACAGCGCGCGUUAUUGCCAAUAAAUGUUUAUAUUUGUCUUUUUUGGUCCAAUCAGAACAGGGAUAACUACAUUCGCUCCUGCAAGUUGCUCUCAGAUGGACGGACCUUGAUCGUCGGCGGGGAAGCCAGCACACUGUCGAUCUGGGAUUUGGCCACACCCACUCCUCGGAUCAAGGCCGAGCUGACAUCGUCUGCUCCCGCCUGCUACGCUCUGGCCAUCUCUCCGGACAACAAGGUGUGCUUCUCCUGCUGCAGCGACGGCAACAUCGUCGUCUGGGACCUCCACAACCAGACUCUGGUCAGGUAAGAGACGAGAGGGAGGAGAUGAAGCACUAUCAUCAUCAUCAUUUAUAUUUAUUUAAAGUAUUAACAUGUGAAAGGUGUAAUUUAAGUUCAUUAGUCAGUUAGUUUGUUAGUUAAUUAAUUUAUUUACAGUGCCCAACCCCCGUGGGUUUAUAAGACACUAAAAAAUAUCAGACAAGCGUUGCAUCGUGUGUAAAAUGUAAAAAAAAAAGAGGAAAAGGAAAAACAUACAAGUAUACAUACAGUUAUAUCUGCACCUGUAAGCUACACAAACUCAAAUUAAGCCUUAUAAAUAAAGUUAUCUGUAUAAAAAAAAAAAGUUUCUUAUAAUCAUCUAAGUAGAAGUACUAAUGUAAGAUUGUUUAGUUUCUUUCUUCUUGAUAACAAAGAAAAGGGAAACAUUUUUCAUCCUUCAAUCAAGUCCUUUAAUGACAAAUUCACACAUUUGUAUUAGAGACCUGGUGCUGUAAACAAGCUCAGGCUGUAAAUCUGAGGAUAUGUGGAUCUGGUCCAAGCUAAAAGGGGGUUUAGAAAAUGUGUCACUGAAUACUCAUUUGAUUUUACAUCUGCAUCAUGUCACUGCUGUAAAUAUUAAAUUGAAACUGUACCUCAGCUUGGGCUUUUCUAUAACGGAUUCAAACAAUGCAAACCCACCUAAGGUGUCCACUCUUCCAAGAGACCCGCUGACAACCUCCUACUGGUCUCCUGUCUUUUCUGAGUGUGCCUCUGUUUUCUUUGUUUGGAUGAUUUUAAAGUUGAGUUAGUGUCUCUUAAUACCUCAUCUUACUUUGGAAAGUUAAACAGACCUGUGCACUACACAAAGGGGCGUGUUUUCAGCCACAUUGUUGUAAUGGGUUAAUCCAAUGGCUCAUUUCAUUAUGAUGUAUCUGCUGGAGUAUGUUUAUUAUUUCAGCUCACCAGAGGGGCUAGGUAGGGGAAAGAUUUAUGCAUGUUUUAAACUGGUGCGUCUCCUCCCUGUAGGCAGUUCCAGGGCCACACAGACGGAGCGAGCUGCAUCGACAUCUCCAACGACGGCACCAAACUGUGGACGGGAGGGCUCGACAACACGGUGCGCUGCUGGGACCUCAGAGAGGGGCGCCAGCUCCAGCAGCACGACUUCACCUCACAGGUAAACACACAGAAAGUGCAGGAAACCGAUUUAGCCGACAAGGUGAUGUUGACCAUUUAUCCUCUCUCUAAAUCUUGCUAAUCCACCCAUCGUUCAUUCCUCUGAUUCCUCCUCUCUCCGUCCAGAUCUUCUCUCUGGGUUACUGUCCGACAGGCGAGUGGUUGGCUGUGGGAAUGGAGAGCAGUAACGUGGAAGUCCUGCACGUCUCCAAACCUGACAAGUACCAGCUGCACCUUCACGAGAGCUGCGUUCUCUCUCUAAAGUUUGCCUACUGCGGUAUGCCUGCACACACACACACACACAUACACACACACACACACACACACACACACACACACACACAGGCUCAUAUAUUCUGACUAGGGAAGCAGAACAAAUCUCCUGCAGUUUCCUUUUCUUUCUUCCCUUCCUUUACAAAUGCGGCGUCCUCUCUCUCUCAGACGUCUCCAUAUCUCACCUCCCCUGAGGCUCUAUCCGAUGACGGCUGUGUGUGUUUUCAUCCUGUAGGUAAAUGGUUCGUGAGCACGGGCAAAGAUAACCUUCUGAAUGCAUGGCGAACACCUUAUGGGUCCAGCAUAUUCCAGGUGGGCUAUUAAACACUGAUUUUAUACGUAAACAUGGUUACUGGAAACAAUUCAGUUGUCAUAUUUGAAACAUCUCCAAGUUUUUUAAAAAGUUUGCGUCUUAAUUUCCUUUUCUUCAUUGAUGUCAAGAGCGUGAAUAUAUUUUGCUCUUCCUCUUUUUCAGUCGAAGGAGUCUUCAUCAGUCCUCAGCUGUGAUAUCUCUCCUGAUGACCAGUUCAUCGUCACCGGCUCUGGAGAUAAGAAGGCCACAGUCUACGAAGUCAUCUACUGAGCUCUGACCAGCUGAAUCAAACAAACUAAUAAUCAGGGGGCGGGGCCGAGGCUCCCUCCUGCACCAAUGACUGUACAGCGCGUCUGUGGCACCGAAAAACAUGAGAAACUCGAAAUCCUACUUUGAUGUUUUGUUUACAUUUGUGAAAGAAAUGAGAGAGAUGGAGAGGAGCAAGGGGGCACAAAGUCACAUCUCUGGAAAAAGAAAAACGAACUGAACUUUGAUUUUAAUGCUCUGAGAACGCUGGUUAGUCUAUAGCUGCGCUAUUGUGGAUUCCUCCAAAGAAAUUUUGUUUUUGUUCCUUUUUUUCCCCUUUUUUAACAAAAUAAAACCUCUGUAGUGAAAAAAAUUAGCAAAAAACUUAUUUUUUUAGCCUUUGAAUUUUUCGCAAACAGUUGGACUGCAUCGCGUGGAAAAAGAGAAAAACAAGUGGGACGGAGAAGGAGAGUGAAGGGUCCGGGGAGGGCCGGAAAAUGGAAAAAUACGCUCAAUAUUCUGUGCUGUGCAAAAAGUCCCUGCCUGUGUCAGCCUGGCCCAAUCUGGCCCGGUGCGGUCCAGCUCAGGCCGCGGCACGUGGCUGCUCCUCCUCGGGGGCGGCAGAUGUGUGGCAGAUGGCAGGAUGGUGUGCUGUGAAGUCCCAGCAGUUUUUUUCUCUCUGUUAAGUUUCAGCAGCGACAUGAUUGUAUCAUCUCCACUUCAUCACUGCACAGAACAGGGCUCGAUUUCCUCCAAAGUGUCCUGACAGUUUUGUCUUUUGUCCUUCUUUUUUAUUUUGCUUUUCUUUACACGCGGACAAAGCCAGAUAUAUUCACAAGAAAGAAACCAGGGACACAAAAACCAGAGCCCAAAGGACAGAACACUGAAGUCAGUCCAAACAGCUCACACCAGGUUCUCCCUGAGCGGGGCCUCAUCAUCAUCAUCAUCAUUGUCGUCAUCAUCCUCGACACUCAACCUUUGUGUUUUCUUUUUGUAUUUGUUAGGGCACAUAUAGACAGACAGGUAUUUUAACAGCUGCAUCAUGAACCUUGAACCUUGCUAUAUAUUGACAUGUAAAUAAAGCUCUCUAAAGGCAAGCAAAGAUGUUACAUUUGACUUGGAUUUCCUUUGAGGGGAGUGAUGGGAGUUUGGAGCAGCUGUUGUCUGUGAUUGUGUUUGUCUUUCAUAAACAUCUACGUGAGAAAAGAAGAAAAAAAACAGACUAACAGUUGCUGAAGGACUGAUGCAGGUUUGAAAGAUAAAAAAUGGUCUCUUGCAGGAUGGUCUCAGCUUGGAUGUUUUAAAAAUGAAAAUAAAAAUCAAAAGAAGCA
Messenger RNA from Xyrichtys novacula (pearly razorfish), 47029 nucleotides. Lineage: Eukaryota; Metazoa; Chordata; Actinopteri; Labriformes; Labridae. The record is from the annotation of a GenBank genome assembly.